Pelobates cultripes (western spadefoot toad) is the source of this 77675-nucleotide messenger RNA. NCBI's taxonomy places the organism in Eukaryota, Metazoa, Chordata, Amphibia, Anura, Pelobatidae. The record is from the annotation of a GenBank genome assembly.
GCUAUUUGCGUGCACAGCUCACUAUACAAAGAGGGCAGGUGUACAAGGUAGAUUGUCAAGGGAGACCUGUAGAGAGGUUCAUGGGGAGGAGUCUGGCUCCAUAGAACAACUCUGUAUGUAAAACCGUUGCAGAUGUUUGUGGUUUAUGAACGUUCUGUGUAGUGGCUACAAAAAGACAGAAGCAUUUCAACCUAGAAGCAUUUAUCAGUUCAGGUAAGAUGACUCUCCUUGCAAUCAAUAUGUAUAUAUAUAUGCUGUAUUGCGCACGUUUUAUAUGGAAUGUACACAUGAGAAAUGUUCAUUUGAUGUCAAAAUAUAUAUAUAUAUAUAUAUAUAUAUAUAUAUUUUUUUUUUUUAAGAGGUAUAGCACAAUUUAUUAUUUGAUAAAGUCCUAGAUUUGUAAAAAAAAUAUUAGACUGGCAUUCAGUCUGGAAAGGUUCAUUCAAAAUAAAUUCAAAUAUUUCUUAAAACUGAAUAAUAGCUACACCAGGGGUGCCCAAAGAGUAGAUCCCCAGUUGUUGUAGAACUACAACUCUCAUGAUGCUUUGCAUGCCUUUAGAAUGGAAAAGUGUCUUGGAAUUUGUCGUUUUAAAACAACUGGGGAUCUACUCUUUGGGCACCCAUGGUGUAGCUAUUAUUCAGUUUUAAGAAAUAUUUGAAUUUAUUUUUUUCUGCACCAUUAUUCAGUUUUAUACUAAAUUUUAAUAUUAAACAGGUCAAUCCUUUACAGUAGUAAAGAAUGUCUGCUAUGAAGCAAUAUUUAAUUAAGUAAUUUAAGCUGCAAAAAAAAAUGUGCGUCUAUCAAGUUUAAGCUUGUGUAUGUGUGUGCGUGCGUGUGUGUGUGUGCGUGUGUGUGCAUGUGUGUGUGUGUGAGACAUUGGUAGAUUUCGGCAGCAUUGCUUCUCUAACCUAUGAAUUCCAUAUUUCUGUUAUAUUAAUUUUAAAGUGUUGUUGCAGAUGACAUUUUUGUUUUCUGUGUUCCAUUCACAGUCCUGUGCCCUUCAUCAAUUAUAUAUUUAAUUUCCUUUUAUAAAGGCAGGACAAAGCACAGAGGUGAACUACAAAAAUAUAUUUUUUUUAUGGGAAUCAAUAGCCCUUUUAUGCAGGCUAAUACCCCACUGGCUCGUCCAGCUGCACAAUAAUGUUCUAAAUCGUUGCCAAGCUAAUUAUCUGCAUUUAUUACCAAAUCCUUCUUGAUGACAGAUUACCCUACAAUAACUCCACUGAGAGAAUAUUUGUCCAGUUCAUUUCUGUUUGCCAAGUGUAUCAUUUGCUGUGAUUGUUCUGUGUGAAACUUCAGUAGCAGGCAAGUUAGGUUGAGCAGCAGUUGGUCGGAUAACAGGCUGACCCAAGAUGGCUGCUCAGCUAUAGAAAAAAAAAAAUAUGCUUUAUUAAAUGUAAUAAAUGUAAACAAUUUUUUUUUUUUUUUAAAGUGAAAAUUGAAUGAUAUGCUCAGACCCACCAAACAACAAAAUUCCUUAGCUUUAAUUCCCUGGCGUGUUGGUGUUGCUGCGGCUGCUGCUCCUCCAUUGGCUGAGAUCAUCAUUACUGAUAAUCUCAGCCAAUCCAAUGUUUUCCCGUAAGGAAGCAAUGGAGGACUACUGUGUAUGUAGCAAUCACUAUGUCAGGUUUAGUCAACCUUCGGCACUCCAUAUGUUGUGUACUACAUCCUUCAUAAUGCUCUUACACCCAUAAUGCUGGCAAAGCAUCAUGGGAAGUGUAGUCCAGAACAUCUGGAGUGCCGAAGGCUGCCUAUGCCUGCACUAUGUUGUAUCAAAUCAGCAACUCCUCAUAGAGAUGCCUUGGAUCUCUAUGUGACGCGUUCGGCAUCUACAUGCUGUGUGAGUUACAGCUACUAUCAACUUGACUUUACCUUAAUGGCAUCUGAAAUGCAUCUUGGACCCUGAAAAGUCUUACAAUGACACCUCAAUACUGAUACGUGAGGGGCUUACCAUGUUGGUAAUCCUUAACCUGAACAGGGAGUGGGUGUGCUUUCUAAUUCUGGAUCGUGAUUCGCUGUCACUAGACGUUUUCAGAAUGUGUGUGCCGUCUAUGGCCCCGAGCAAAUUUGUGAUUUUGCCCUUAGUAUAGAACCAUAAAAAGGGGAUGUGUUCACUACAAUGUGAUGGGCCUUGGAGCUUUAUUGUACAUAUAUUAAAUAAAUGCCUUUUUUCCAAUAUGAUUAGAGACACCAGGGAACAUAGUAAUGCCGGGAUAAUAGGGAAAAACAAAAUGUCUGUCAGAACCCCCUUUCCAUGGAUCGUACCCCCACACAAUAUAUAGCUGGAAAGCUCAUCACCGAACUCCCUCGCUGUCCUGAUUGGAGAAUCCGCACCCAAGUUACAACAUGUUGAAGUUUUACCAUUCUAUUGGGUGAAGAGUUCCAGGCAAACGGUGGCUUCAUUCCUUUAUUCAUGAAACGGGUUCCUGGACCUUUGAGGAAGGGAGAGCACUCAAGCCCCAGGUAUCCUCCAAUGCCUUCUUGUCCCCCCCUUCCCCAAAGCUCCCCUUCAAAUAGUGCUUUAUUUCGAGAUCAGGAAAGUGAGCGAUACCCAUUUAAAGAUUUAAUGGACUUCCGCACAGUCCUGAUCCGAGAAACAGUUCCAGAGCAUUUCAGGAUAUCUUCUGUUGGGGUGCUAGAUAUGUAAAAUGAGUCAAGGCGAUCAGGGCCGGUGCAAGGAUUUUUGCCGUCCUAUGCAAACAGAAAUGUGCCGCCCCUGCAUGCUCUGCCCACCAUGUGACAUCACAAUGUCCCACCCAUAUGAUCUGCCAUAUAGCCAACGCUGCACACAGUGUCUUUUCUCUGAAAAGGCCGUGUGUUUACAUUAAAAGGUCUGCAGGAACAGGCUAUAGACACCAGAACCACUUCAUUAAGCUGCAGUGGUUCUGGUGACUAUAGUGUCCCUUUAAUGUGAGGUAAAUUAGAGAUUAGUGCCACUAAUAAUAUACUGGAUUGUCUACUUACCACCAGAUGAGGACAAGAGGAUGAUGAUGGGCUCUGGCUGCAGUCUGGUUCAACUGGUCUGGUGUUAAAACAGGCUCUCUGGAGGUUCUCUAGUGCUCACAAAAAUAAACAAACAGGAAGCAGCUCCAUUUUUUGGGGACCCUUACACAGAUCACAGUCUGGGCCCCCACGGCCUGACUGAAAGUAUGCCUACAAAGCCCGCCCAUUAGUUUGCUCACAGUGAGUGGAGUGUAUGUGUGUAGGGGAUGUGUUAUGUGUUAUUGUAGAGGAUGUAAUGUGUGCGUGUUCUUAUGGAAUGUAGUGUAUAUGGAUUCCAAUUUGUGUAAGGGAUGUAUACUGAUGUGUGUAUAGGGCAUGCAUUGUGUGAAUCUGUGUUUGUAAUGUAAUGCAGUGUGUGUCUGUAAUGGGUGCAUUGUGUGUGUAAGAGAUGCAUUAAGAGAAGCAGUGUGUGUGUGUGUGUGAAAGGGAUGCAUUGUGUGCUUCUGUGUAUGUGUGCAAGGGCUGCAUUGUGUGUGUAUGUGUGUGUGUGAGGUAUGCAUUGUAUGUGUGUAAGGGAUGCAUUGUGUGUGUAAUGUGUGCUUUGUGUGUUUUUCUGUGUAUAAGGGAAGCAUGGUGUGUUUCUGUGUGAAUGUAGGAUGCAUUGUAUGUUUUGGUGUGUCUGUAUGUGAGUAUGGAUGCAUUGUAUGUUUCUGUGCAUGUGUGUGUAGGCAUGUAUUGUGUGUUUCUGUGUAUGUGUAAGGAUGCAUUGUAUAUGUGUGUAGUGUGAAAGAGAAGGUUUGUGGGGUAGGAGAGGGGAGCAGCUCUUUUUUGUAUAUUUUUUCUUAAAGUUUUGUGUUUUACACCACCCUUUAGUGUAUCUCUUACAAGCCCCUUGUGUGUCUCUUAUCCAACCCCUUUGCGUGUCUUACUCCCCCAAGCCCCUUUGUGUCUUACUCUUCCCAGCUCCUUGGUGUGUCUCUUUUCCCCCCAGGCCCUUCUAAGUGUCUCCCUCACAAACGACUCUGUGUGUGUCUAUCCUGAGCCCCUCUGUGUGUUUGUUUCCCCUACCAGCCCUUUCUAUGCUUUUCUUUCACUCCUUCCUCAACCUCUAUGUGUGUCUUACAUUCCCCCAUCCCUUAAUGAUCUCUUCCAUUUCCCUGUCCCUUAGUGGUCUCAUCCCCACUUCUCCCCCUGUCCCUUAGAGGUCUCCCCUAUUGUCCCUCAGUGUUGUUCCCUCCUCUCCUGUCACUUAGUGUUGUCUUCCCCCCUUCUGCAACACUCCCCUCCUGUUCCUUAGUGUUGUCUCCUUCACUUCUGUCCCUUAGUGCCCUCCCCUCCCCUCCUGCCCCUUAGUGCCCUCCCAUCCCCCCCGUCCCUUAGUGAUCUUCCAUCCCCUCCUGUCCCUUAGUGAUCUCCCCUGCACCUUGGUGAUCUUCCCUGCCCCCCCCCCCGUCCCUUGGUGAUCUUACCUGCCCCUCCCUGUCCCUUAGUGCUUUCCAUUGCCAUUCUGUCCUUUAGUGAUCUUGCAAUCCCUCCCCUCCUGUCCAUUAGUGCUCUCCCCUGUUCCUUAGUGAUCUCCCCUGCUCUUAGUGAUCUCGCCUCACUACCUGUCCCUUAGUGCUCUCACCUGCCCCUUAGUGAUCUCCCCUGUUCCUAAGUGAUCUCCCCUGCCCCUUAGUGAUCUCCCUUGCCCCUUAGUGAUCUCCCCUGCUCUUAGUGAUCUCCCCUGCCUCCCCUGUCCUUUAGUGCUCUCCACUGCCCUCCUGUUCCUUAGUGCUCUCCCCUCACCUCCUAUCCCUUAAUGCUCUCCCUUGCCCCGUCCCUUAAUGCUUCCCCUGACCCUUAGUGUUCUCCCCUGCCUCUCCUCCUGUUCCCAUAGUGCUCUUCCUCCCCCUGUCCCCUCUCCCCGUCUUUCCCUUAGUGGUCUCUCCUCCCCUCAUCUUUCCCUCAGUGAUCUCUCCUCCCCCCACCUUUCCUUAGUGGUCUUUCCUCCCCCAACUUUCCCUUGGUUUUCCUUCACCCCACCAUCUUUCCCUUAGUGGUCUCUGCUCCCCCAUCUUUCUCUUAGUGGUCUCUGCCCCCCAUAUUUCUCUUAAUUGUCUCUACUCCCCCCCUUCCCAUCUGUCCCUUAGUGGUCUCUCUCCCCAGUGUCCCUUAGUGCCAUCUCCCCUCCCUUCCCUGUUGUGUGCUUCCCUUCUGCCUAAGUCACCUAUAGGAUGUGCCAGCCCUGAAGGCGAUCCCCAGAAGUUCUCAAGUCUGGCUGGGAAGCACAGUACACGUCAGGAGCCCCCAUACCUUUCCCCACAGUGACAAUAGCUGAUUUUAGGGGCCCUUGGGAAUAAACCCAUAGUCUGUUGGCAGGAAACUGGUCUUCAAACCUCUCCAAAAGUCUGUGGCACAGGAGCUUCAGACACACAUGCAAUUUCAUUUUUCCAAGUUUAGGUUCUCUAAAUAUAUAUAUACUCGUAUGUUUGUGUGUGUAUAUUUAAUAAUAUCCACAUCCAGACUGGUUUUUGAAUGAACAUUUGCUAAAUCUGAUAUCCUGGCCUGCAAUAUUUUUCUGUAUUUAUGUUGUCAGAUUGCAGUUCCUCCACAGUUUCUCAUUAGAUUGUAUUAAUAUGUUAUAUCAUUUAUGUAAUAAAUAUCCUCCUAAUAUAUAUAUAUAUAUAUAUACACAACUAAUAGGACUACAAAUGUAUUCUUUCACCAUUUGUGUAUUUGUACUUUUUUUCUUAAAUGUUUACUUAAUAUUCUUUAUCCUAAUUUAAACACUCACUGCCCGUGAACUAUCAAAUAACCUUCAUUCUCUCAUUUGUUAAUACGUAGCUCGCUUAGCUGUAAUGAAUCGUAACCCUCGUUUGGCCUUUUUGUUUAGACACAUAUUAUUUUCACCAUGAUCGAGCACUGUCACAUGAUAUUCAAUGACCAGGUUAUUGAGAAAUGAGAGCUGGUCUGUUGUUGUUGUGGUUACAAAUGACAAUCUAGCUCGAAGCACAAUCUGUGGUUCUGCCCAUGUUGUGUAACACACUGGAGGUAAGUUCUCAUGAAAGAAAAGCCGUGUAAAGUAAAUAAAUAUGUUUAACUGUAUGUCUCUAUAUAUUGCACACAUUCAAACAGAGACUACUCUUUAAAGGAGAGCUUAUGAAAAAAUGGGGCGAUGGACAAAAAAUUCCUAAAAUAGGUUUUAACGUGAAGAUAUUGCUAACUGUUUCUGUAAUCAUGAAUGACACUUAGAUCAUAACCAAAAUAAUUUAAACAAACUUGGAAAAAACUCCACCAACCACAGCCACUAUACAUAAUUGGGGUAUUUCUUAUGAUGCAAGGAGGUUACAGGAUAUUGUAAUUCAGUAUCGAGUCCACACAAAGACAGAUGGUCCCGUCCUUUUUUGACAAAAGGAUCAUGGGAGAGAAAAAAUACCUCUGUUCAUACGUUGGCCAUAUGAUGAACAUGCUUCCUCUCCACGUCCAGCUAUUUCUUAGAUUUCUGGAAUAACGUUCUUCGGACAGACGAGACCAAAGUGGAAAUGCUUGGCCAUAAUGCACAGUGCCCUGUUUGGUGAAAACCAAACACCGCAUGUCAGCACAAACACCUCAUACCAAGCAUGGUGGUGGAAGGGUAUUGAUUUGAGCUUGUUUUGUAACCAGAGGAUCUGGGAAACUUGCAGUCACUGAGUCGUCGAUGAACUGCUCAGUAUAUCAAAGUAUUCUAGAGUGAAAUGUGAGGCCAUCUGUCUGACAGUUAAAGCUUGGACGAAAUUGGGUCAUGCAACAGGACAAUGAUCCCAAGCAUACCAGCAAAUCUACAACAGAAUGGCUGAAAAAGCAAACAAUCAAGGUUUUGCAAUGGCCCAAUCAAAGUCCAGACCUCAACCCAGUUGAAAUGCUGCGGCGGGACCUUAAUAGAGCUGUGCAUGAAUAAAGGCCAGUUGUUUGCAAUUAAAAAUAUAUUACAAAUGUCUGGAUCUAGCUCACAUUCAAAUAAUUUUUUGCAUACUGGUGACAUUUUGCAAAUAUACACCCAAAAGGCAAUCAGGUGCCUUCAAAAUAAUCUAGAUAAUGGCCAGUUUCUGUUACAAUUAUAAGACAAAACGGUACUGAUCCUUUAUAUGCUUAUAUUUCAGGAUCAGUUUUCAGGGGUAUAGUAGCAGAGCCUUAGUCCUGACCAGGACUCUCUCUCUGCUAUGAUCAAGAAUUCAGGAACAAGAAAUAGCCAAGUGAAUCGUCUACCUCCACCCCAGCAACUCGACGACACACAGUUCUGGGAGUAUAACUGAUUUUAUUCUGGCCACACACUACGUUUAUGCACUGACCCCUAGCAUGGGGUCUCUACAUCCAAAAUGCAAGGGUUUUCCUCUGAGGAUCCUCUGUUCUUGAGAGAUAAUUAAGUGAGAGAUUUAUAACUCCAUUAUCUCUCAGAUACGGGAAACAUAUACAAUAUUACAAAUCAUAAUAAAAAUAAAUUUUAAUAACAUCGAAAACCCACGAAAGUCAUAUCAUCGAACAGCUUGUGUCUGAGCGCCCACUUUGUCAAAAUAGCGCUCAGAUCCCUUCAGUGGUUAGGGAAUGCCAUUCAAAUUAAGUUUUGACCGGUCGGCUAUGAGGUGAUAACCCAAAAUAGUUCUAUAGAAAACAAGGCAACAACCGGUCAUCUUUCAGCGGUUCUCACAUGAACACUGACGAAUGCUCCCACUGACUGUAAAGGAGCGAAUACUCCCCCUGUUCGGUAGAUCCUAUCUCCAGAACGCUGUUCAUCUGGGUGGUCGGGAAGUAGCGGGCAGUGGUACCAUCUCAGCCCGGGUUCGAUGCCUGCGUUUGGGAGACAAAAUGCACUGGACCACAUGCAUUCGGUUAUACGAAUGGCGGCCACCCAGUGAAAGCACUUGAGUUAAUCCCCAAUUUGCUGUUAACAGCCAGGGAAGGUCAGUGUUUGAAUGGUUAUAACAUGGGAGACCACACACUGUCCUUUCGGGAGACGAACAAGGGGUACGGACAACCAAACACCAGGGAAGGGAGUUUACUACAGUAUUGUAUAAUGUCUCAUACUUUCUAUUUAUUACCUCCUGAUAUUUAUGAAAAUAAAUAAUUAAUACAUUAAAUGGACACUUUUGUCACCAAAACAACUUUAGCUUAAAUGAAGUAGUUUUUGUGUAUAGAGCAUGCCUCUGGAGUCUCAAUUUUAUGGCAUUUUGGAAUUAAAUCACUUUUGUUUAUGUUUAUGCAGCCCUAGUCACACCUCCCUUGACAGCCUGUAUGUUAUAUUUUCCAUCGGAUGUAAGUUACUUUAAAACUUUUUAUCUCUUGCUCGGUAAAUGUAACUUUAAUUACACACAGGAGGAUCCUGCAUGGUCCAGCAAGCUAUUAACAGAGCAGGAGAUAAAAAAUUGUAAAUAAAACAGAAUUUGCCAUAAAGGAAGUGUAAACAUUUGUUGACACUUUACAGGAAAUAUUUAGGAAGGCUGUGUAGAUUACAUGCAGUGAGAUGUGACUAGGACUGUAUUAACAAAGUUAGUAAACUCCUUAAUAACUGAGAAUUGAGCAGUGAGACUGCAGGGGCAUGGUCUAUACAUCAAAAUUGCUGCAUUAAGAUAAAGUUGUUUUGGUGACUUUAGUGUCCCUUUAAAUAUUUGUGUACAUUCACAUUUGAAUAUUCAUGAUUAUAUACACAAAUACAAUUUUUGUUCUUAAUUAUGUGCUGGAUUCAUCUUAAACGAUACAUUAAUGGGGCAAACUAAACACCAUAACCACGACAGCGGUAGUAAUUACGUUGCCAGGAAUCCACUGCCACCAUCCCCACCUUUUUUUUGUACACAUACCUUGGUCCAGACCCUAUUCACAUAUAUUGCUAAAGCAGAAGAUCCUACUUCUGUGAUAUUAAGAUCAAUUCUGUCUAUUGUUGGCUAUAAAUUCAUAGACCUAGAAUGUCAGUAUCAAAACUUAAGCUUUACUUAUAUCGGAGGAGAAGUGCUAGAGCAGGCUUCCUCAAACUCUGGCCCUCCAUGUUGCUGAACCUCAACUCCCAUGAUUAUAUGAAUGACAUAGAAAGGCUGAGAAUCAUGGGAGUUGUAGUUCAGUAACAUCUGGAGGGCCGUAGUUUGGGGAAGCCUGUGCUAGAGUAUGGAAUCCUAGGGGACCCUGGUAAGUGUCAAAAUGUUCAAAGUCUUUUUGACUCUUAACAGCAGGUGUGCGCCAGGGAUCUCUGCAUACCAUAACCACUACAGUGUUUUGUAGUGAAAAUAGUGCUUAGAGUAUCUCUUUAAGUGCUAUGCUAUUGUGCUCCAGUCCAAUUCUAUCAGCUUAAAAAGGAAACUAGUAACUUAUUAAAUUUUUACUCAUUUUCUAAACUGUAAGCAGUGGAGAAUUAGUUGUUUACUAAGGUCCAGAGCAAUGAGAUUUGUGGUUUAGAAGGUAAGCUUAAUGCCGAUCCGAAACCUUUGUUGAUUUUAAUGAGGAUUCCUAGAAUAAACAAUAGUUUUACAUGUAAAUAUAAUAAUUUAUUAAUGACCUCCACAAUAUAGAGGUCGAGUGACUGGAUUACUUAUUUACUUAUUAGCUUUAUAAAAGGAUUUUACAGAAGCCUUUCUGAAUAUUAAAGAGAAGAGUUACAUUUGCUUACACAACAUUGAGUGGGGAUAUAGAAAAAACAAAUGCAUAUAUAAAGAGAAAGAAUAUCUGUUCUGCCCACUAUUUGUGAUUCAUUAUCAUGUUAUUACAUACACAUAUAAGCUGUUAAUGAAAAUUGUUUUUUAAUUUUUUUAAAUUGUGAUUAGAUGUGAGAGCAUGAGCCAAACAAAGUAUAUAUUUUUUUCUUCAAUUCUUGAUACGUUUUCAGAUUAUUUUAUACUUUCAAUCAAUUGUUUUGGUCUACCAAAGAACCUGUGGUUAUCACUAUCUAACUUAGUACUUUGUAUAAAAGUGGUUCAAUGGCUGGAUCUCAGCUCACAGACAGAUGAAGUUUGAAGAAUAAUACGUUAGUGUGUAUGUGCCAGUGUGCUGAGCAUUGACUAUGCUCUCAAUAAAUCCUUUAGCAUCCUUUUAGAUUGUAAGCUCUUUGGGCAGGACCCUCUUCAGCUGGGAUAGGACACAUUAGACACCUGUCUAGAUAUUAUGAGCAUCAAUCAAAAUAAUUUUCUGUUCCUUACAACCAUGACAAAAAUUAAACUGUUCAAUUAAAGAAUAACUCCAGUCCCCAUGACUUUAUUGAGAUAGAGUUGUUUUUUACAAUUGAUUGAUUUUUGGUUUUAUUUUUUUCAGAUUUUUUGCCAUGAACACAGAAUGAAUCAAAAAGAGAUUACAAACACAGAAAUCUAUGACGAUGGAGGAAACGCUGGUAGUAAGUAAAAUAUUAAGCAUAUUUGUGCAUGUAAAAAAAAAUCUACUGUCUGUUAAAAAUAAUGGCAUCUAUGACCCUGUAUAUUGUGAAUAUCUUGACUAAAACAAUCUUAAAAUAGUUUUAAAAUCUAAGUUUCUGAUUCUUUAAAAAAAAGAUUAGUCGACAGGUGCAGUUUUGCUAGAUUUGAGAAUUGAGCUAUUACAUAUAAGUAGAGUGACCUAUAGAUAUUUUCUUUUCUGUAUCAGGAGAACCAUUUAAAUGCUGUAUGUAGACCAAGGGGCUCAUGUUGCAAAGUAACGUGGUUAUAACAAUUAUUUACUAUUUUACUAUUAUUUACUAUUUAUAAAUCACCAAUAUAUUCUGCUAGACUGUAAAAUGAGGGGAAUACAGACAAUGCAAUAUAGAAAUUACAUUGAAAAGUAACAAAGGAUCCUACCCAAAUGUUACAAAUUUCAGCAAAUUACAGCACAAUUACAGAAUCUAAAGGCUUCUGAAUUUGCUCCCAGGUUGGUUACCACCUGUACCCUGUAAAUCCAUGCUACACUGCUGAUUAAAGAGACACUAUAGGCACCCAGACCACUUCAUAUCAAUGAAGUGGUCAAGCUGCCAUGUUCCCCUUUCCUGUUUUAACACUGCAGUAGAAAAAUUUCUGAUCUGCAGAUUGGUAGAGUGGGUUACAAGAAAAUAGCAGAGUAAUAUUGUACUAUUUCACCAGAUGGUUUCAUAGAGACCAUCUGAUUCGUGCAGCAUGUUUUGCUGCGCAUGCGCACCAGCCUCCGAAUGCUUUCCCAUAGCAUUGGAUUGUUUGAAAUCAUCAAUCAUGAUCUUAACUAAGGAGGCUGUGGAGACUGGCGCUGUGAGGAAGAAAAGAUAAGUAAAACAUAUUUUUCUGUGUGCGUUUUCUUACUGUACAAGGGGACGCUCACCUAAACUGCCACCAGGGAACUAUAGUCUUGGAGAUACACAUGUAUAUGUAUAGUGUUCCUUCCUUUACUGAGUGGAUUAUACAGAAAGAAUAAAUUAUAUGUUAAAGGGAGAUAAAGUUCAACUCACCUACGCCCAAGGGAGACGCUGGGUAAGGAAGGUCCAAUCAUUCAAUCCAGGAGCGAUCUUAAUAUUGCAAAAAGCAUGCCAUAAACGCACACACCGUGGUAGAAACUAGUUUAUUGGCACUAAGCAGGAGGUUUGCAUAGCUUCCCCUCUACACCCUGUUCCAAAUUAUUAUGCAAAUUCUAUUUCUAAGUGUCACAAAGAUUAAAUUUUUUGUUUUUCAGUUUAACUCAUGGGUGGCAUUGUGUCUCAGGGUUCUUUUGAUCACUGAAAACAAUCUCGGACACCUGUGAUAAUUAGAUUGCCAGGUGAGCCCAAUUUAAGGAAAAACUACUUAUUAAGCAGAGCACCAUUUUCAUGCAAUAUGGGGAAGAAAAAGGAUCUUUAUGCUGCCAAAAAUAGUGAAAUAGUUCAAAGCCUUGGACGAGGUAUGAAAACAUUAGAUAUUUCACAAAAAAAUACGCGUGAUCACCGCACUAUUAAGAGAUUUGUGACUGAUUCAGAGCACAGACGGGUUCGUGCAGAUAAAGGCACAUUGAGGAAGAUUUCUGACAGAUCCAUGCAUCGGAUCAAGAGAGCAGCUGCUAAAAUACCAUUACAUAGCAGCAAACAGAUAUUUGAAGAUGCUUGUGCCUCUGGAGUCCCACGGACAUCAAAGUGUAGAGUCCUCCAGAGUCUUGCAACUGUGCAUAAACCUUCUAUUCGGCUACCACUAACCAAUGCUCACAAGCAGAAAUGGCUGCAUUGGGCAGAAAAAUACAUGAAGACUAAUUUUCAAACAGUCCUGUUCACUGAUGAGUGCUAUGCAACCCUAGAUGGUCCAGAUAGAUGGAGUAGUGGAUGGUUGGUGGACGGCCACCCUGUUCCAACAAGGCUGCAACGUCAGCAUGGCGGUGGUGGAGUCAUGUUUUGGGCCGGAAUCAUGGGAAGAUAGCUGGUCGGCCCCUUUAGGGUACCCGAAGGUGUAAAGAUGACCUCUGCAAAGUAUGUGGAGUUUCUGACCACUUUCUUGCCUAGUACAGAAGGAAGAACUGUGCUUUCCGUAAUAAAAUCAUCUUCAUGCAUGACUAUGCACCAUCUCAUCCUGCAAAGAAUACCUCUGCAUCAAUGGCUGCUAUGGGGAUAAAAGGAGAGAAAGUCAUGGUGUGGCCUCCAUCCUCCCCUGACCUCAAUCCUAUUGAAAACCUUUGGAGCAUCCUCAAGCAAAAGAUCUAUGAGGGUGGGAGGCAGUUUAUAUCCAAACAGCAGCUCUGGGAGGCUAUUCUGACAUCUUGCAAACAAAUUCAGAAACUGUCCAAAAACUCACAAGUUCAAUGGAUGCAAGACUUGUGAAGCUAUCAAAUAAGGGGUCCUAUGUUAAAAUGUAACGUGACCUGUUAAAAUGUUUAAAAAGUUAAAAUGUUGUUAUACGUUUGAUUGAAAUAGCUUUUGAUUUCAGUAAAUCUGCUGCAAACACAACAAAUGACAAUUUUCAUUUCUUUACAACCUAUAAAGUGUUUUGAAACUUACUGUGCGUAAUAAUUUGGAACAGUGCAUUGUACGUUUUUUAUGUUUAAAAAAAUACUGUUAUCAUUAGGAGGUUUGUUCAAUAAAAUUUGAAUUGUACUCUUAAUAGUUGAUAACAUGAGAAUUAUGCUGCCUGUUAUUUACAUCAAUUAUUUAGGUAAAUGAGAAAAAUAUAAUUUGCAUAAUAAUUUGGAACAGGGUGUAUAGUUGUAGUAUAGUGUCAAUUAAAUCUUUUCUACCACAGUAAGCAAUUGUUUAUUGUGUACUUUUUGCAAUGUUAAAGGGUUCCACUAACGCUCUUUUUGCUUAUUUUGUUUUUGUCAUUUUGUGCAUUAUUGUUUAGGUCACCCCCCACUCCAUAAAUUGUAAAAUAAUUUACAAAAAUAAAACAAUAACUUAGCUGGCAUCCAGUACAGGGCAAAGCUCCUGGCACUGCACUCCACUGCCUGUCUGACACCAGGGCAGCCAUCCAGAGGUCCAAUCAAAUGCUUCUUAUAGAGCAUAGAAGCAUUUAAUUGGGCCAUUUAACUGGCUCAGACCACAUGUGCGUGCUCUGAGCUGGUAAGGGAGGGAGGGAAUAUAAAGAUAACACUAAUGGUGGGCAUAGUUAGAAAGGUAGGGCUAUAGUGAAGAAAGGAGGGAGGGGAGAUAUAUAUGCUUCCCUUUGCAGGCAGCGCAUGCAAGGGAUAAGCACAUUGUAUAAGUCGCCAGCGCACUGUGGGCACUCACUACAGACUUAUAUUUUGCACAGAAUUGACAACCUGGGACAGAGUUCUGGGCUGCCUAAGUCACAUGUACCGGGAUUAUAGCUAGCACUGGCCCACAAGGGCAAAAUAUCUCUUAAUGGGUAGUGGUUGAAGCUAAAACGGGGCACAUACAGACUCCCACCACCAUCACCACUUCUAAGAACAGAAGUGAUGAUUGUGGUUGGAGUAACCCUUUAAGAUCGCUAUCUGUGGAAAAUGUGUUCAUGUUCAGAUAAAUAUGUAAGGUUCCAUGUAUAUUUUUUUCUAUAUAGUUUGAACCGUGUACUGAGCACUCGAUAAUCUAAAAGCAUAUUGGCGCUAGAAUGAUUGUAAUAGUUGUACUGUCUGUCUAUACAAGGGUACAAACAUAUAGGCAUUUUAGGAUAGGGCUUUUAUCUCUCCACAGAGCUUACAAUCUAAAUUUGAUGUGAAAUCAAAACAACAAGGUUAAAUCAAUUUAGCAUGUAGGUGAAUUGCAUAGUUAAACUCUGUAUUAGAGGGGAUAGUUAACAUGACAGUCCUGAUAUCAUGUUGGGUCUUAACUGAGAUGAGAGAUGCCAUUUUUAAAUGUGGAUAUGAGCAGGGAGUUUCCACAACCCAGAGAAAAGAAGGUUAAAUCGUUUUCUUUUCUUGUGGGGGAAACCAUUGUAAAAUAAUUGGAUGUUGCAGACCUCACUUGGCAUUAAAGUUAACAGACUGAUGCAUGAGUAACUGUUUAAUUAAGGUGAUGUGGCUGAGGAAAAAUAAAGUUUAAAUAAAUCAUCACAUUGCCAAUGCUGCUUCAUGGCAAAAAGUAAGAUCUGGGAGGCUGCAGCCAGUUGGGACAUGUUGAGGAAGCUUGGGCUACUUUGACUAUAAUAGGUGCCAUAUAGCAUGGUUAUUGUAUAUUUAGUAAUAAGCAGUCAUUAUGCAACAGGAGAAGGGAAUGUGUGGAAAGUCCUUUGAGACAAGGAACAAUGGAGGAGGGAACAGAUAUCAAUAGCAUAUAACAGAGACCAGAAAUUAUGAACAUUUCUGCCUCCUCGUGGGCCGGUGACAUGAUCAAGGUUCUGCCUAAUUCUGAUGGGGGCCCAGAGCGCAUCAGGUCUGCACCAUCGCCGGGUACAGACACCGAGUAGCUCUCUCUCACCUGAGAUUCUGCAUUCAGAGCGUUGCCGCGCGGGUUGCCAUGGCAACGCUCUGAUACUAUCAGUGCCGGAGCUCCGCGGAGGAAGGUCCCUGGUCUGUGUACCGCGCUGGCAGGGACUGCUGGACACCCCUAUAAGGCCCGAGGUAUGCAAGAGGGAGUGAGCGAGAAACUUUAUUUUCAUAAUUAAAAUUCAUAAGAGUAAAUAGAAAUUGUACCCCCCCUUCUUUAAAGUCCUAUAUUACCCCUUCCCACACACAAAACACCCCUAUCCCAGCCACAAUAUGUUUCCUACAUACAAUGCAUGAACUACACACACAGGUACACUAGAGUCUCUGUUUACAGAAAAUACAGCCCCUACACACACUCUCUGCAACCCCUAUCCACAAAUACUAUACUGCACAACAAACAACACACAAAAAAAAUGUACACACACACUAUACCACAAAUAGCCCCUUACCACACACACAACAUCCCUAUCCCACUCACACUAUAUUCCCUAUACACAAUGCAUGAACUACACAUAUACACACAUACAUGUACAGCCCCUAGCCAUAAAUACUAUAGUACACCACAAACAAAUCUAUCUAUACACACACACACACACUACACUACACUACACUACAAAUAGCCCCCUCCCAAAGACAACAUUCCUGUCCCACUCCCAGCACUUUAUUACCUAUACACAAUGCAUGAACAACACAUAUACACACAUACAUGUAAAGCAGCCCCUAGCCACAAAUACUAUACUACACCACUUAUACAACACAAACAGAUCUAUUCACACACACACUACAUCACAUACAGCCUCUUGUACACACUCACACACAAACCCACAACCAGCCUCCAGAUGUAUGCACAGUACCCUUUCCUGGCUUUGCCCCACCUCUGUUCUCUGGUUUCUAACUUAUGGAAACACCAGAGACAAGACACCAGCAAACGUCGCACAUGCGUGACAUUAAAUUUGCUUGUGCUGCACAAAACAAACACAGUGCCUCUUCCCAAUGCAAAGUGGUGGAGUUCUGUUAUAUUGUGAAUUAUUAUUUUUUUUGCCGUGAUUCUCUGUGAUACACUCAUACACACGUACAUUUCUGCGAGUUUUCUCAAUAAGUAAUGUAAAGGAAAAAAAGCUUUGUAUAUAUGUUGUAAAUGCAUCUUUCAUGGGAGGGGGCGACAAAAUGGACCGAAAAUCCUUGCACCGACCCUGGCACCAGCACUUGCCUGCUGGGAAACCAUUAAAAAAUUCCUAGUGGGCCUCUCUUGUCUGGGACUGGUGUCGUUUCACUGCUAUAGAUGAGUGGCUCCUUAUUCACUUCCUUGCGCAGUUAUGAUCUCCCUCACUGGGUCCCUCACUCCCUCGACACAGAGGAGCCACUGGAAAUACACUGCCCAGUGCCAGCUGUCAGCUGCCCGGUACAUAUAGGUACUGUCAUGUAACCCCAGCGCCCAAGCAUAAAUCAAUGCUUGUUGCAGGCAGGAGAUUCCGGGAACAUGAACUGGAGGAAGGCCUACAAGUGGGAAAGGCUCUACUUUUUGGGAACUACUUCCUAAAACCAUGCCAUACCUCUGGAGCUAUUAAUCUUUGUAAUAUAAUUGUGGAAUUAUAGAAACUGAACUAAAAUUAACACAAAAAAAAUUUACUGUUUUGUUCUUUUGUCAGACUACACAUGGCAGGUUAAAGCCAACGACAGGAAUUUUAACCGCUCCAUUUCAAAAAAAAGAAAAUAUGCAGUAAGUACUUUGUAUAGUCUUUAAAAUGAAAAUGCAAUGGUAAUAUACACUGAUUGGCCACAACAUUAAAAUCACUGACAAAUUUGCAAAUAAAAAUCCAAUUUGUAAAUACUAAUUUGUUUUCUUCCUAUCUUGUUUGUUUUUAAGGACAACAGCAUUAAAACGAGUAAAUACAACGUCUUAACAUUCAUUCCCCUUAAUCUGUUCGAGCAGUUUCACAGAGUGGCUAACAUAUACUUCCUGUUUAUAAUAAUCUUACAGGUAAGUGUUCUCUAGAGAGUAGUAUGUUUAAUGUUCUUGCUGAUCAUUAGUACACAUAGUUCCCUGAGUGCAGGAAAUCCAGAUUAGAAAAUGCUGACUAAUUAGACUUUGUUAAAACCUGAUGGCUAAAAAUGUCAUCCUUACUGUAAUGUGACUGUCCUGGGCAUUGCAAAAAAAUGAAAAACCUGGUAAUUGUGGUUCUCGUAGACCAUAUACAGUCCACCCAUUAUCAGAAACAAGAAGGCAGAAUAAAGUGUGCCCAAUCAACAAAAAUAUAUUUUAACACAAUAUUUAUAAUAUGUUGUUGUGCAAAAUUCAUAUAUUAUACAGGCCUUCCAACCGUUCUGAUUACCGUGGUAUAGUCCCGAUUUUCGGGUCAUGUCCCGCCGUCCUGAGUUUGUUUCCUGGUGUCCCACUUUUGCGGACACCAGGGAGCAGUCCCCCACAAGCAUAACAUGAGGGCUAUGCUAAGGGUAUUAGAACUCUACAGGGAGCAUAGAUACAAUGCUCCCUGCAUGGUCUGCCCUUCAUGGGCCGUCCUACCUUUCCCACCCGCUUUUUAGGAUGUCAAAGGUGAGAGUUUUGUAUUAAGUGGGCCAAUUCACAGAAACAGUUACAGGGUAUUUUAAUAAAAUUAGGAUUCAAAUUUCAGGCCAAGGUAGCUGAGAUUGAAAACUUCUCCCAGUCAGCUAUGCAUUCAGAUCGGCUACUUUGACCUUUAAAUCUGAAAUUAAUUUAGAAUUCCUAACAAAUCUCACUUUAGUAAAUAACUCAUUGCAUUGCAUAUCGCCAGGGUUAUUCACUAAUGUAAAAACUGCAUACCUUCUGACAUUUCAAAUGGACAGAGGGACACUAUAACUUUAGGGAUGUGAGAGGAGGUGUAGCCAGGGACGAGGCUGUUCUGAGAAAUUUUAGACGACUCAUCAAUAAAUAUGCUUGCAACUGAAAUGUAAUUUAGAACAAGAACAAUGUAUCUUAUUUACACAGACUGAUUUCUAAACACAUUUAUUGUAAUUUAAAGACACAUUGCUGUGAGCUUCAUUGCUCUGGAGCUCUGUUACACACUUAGACACACCAACAAUAGCUCCUACAAAAGAGGGAUUUGAAUUCCAUAUAGGGACUGUCCCUCCUAAAUAAGGACACUUGGGAGGUAUGGAAUUGUCCUUAAAUUUGAAAUUCACUUUCAAACCCAACAAAGUAGCCAAAUUGGCAGCAUAUUUUUUUUGUUUGGUUGUUUUGCCCUUAAAUUUGAAAUUCUCUUUGAGUUUAUUUUGAAUUCUUAAAAAUUCUCACUUUAGUGAUAAACUCUGUCUAUAUUAGUUACAAACAUAUUUCUAAGGGAAGCUACAGCUAUGUGGGUUGGAAAAUUAAGAAUGACAUUUCUGAGCUGCAGUGAAAGGAUAGCAGCAGCAGAAUGGAAUAAAAGUAAGAUUGUACUAUGUUUAGAGGGGUAAGGGGGGGCCACGGGGCCAGAUGGUGUUUUAAACAUUAUAGGGUCAGGAAUACAUGUUUGAGUUUCUGACCCUAUAGUGUUCCUUUAAGAAUAAUGCAGAUGCAGUGUUUAUCUGGAUGUAAACAGCAGUAGUUAACACAAACACACUCACUGCAGGAGCAGUGACCAGAUAGCAUUUGGCUGGAUGUGUAUGAUGGGUGUUGAAUGCAUUAGAAUACUUCAGUAGCCAUGGAUUUUUGUCACUGGAAUUUAUUCACUAUGUACAAUGUAGGGGUUUUGCCAGCUGUCGGGCGCUCAAUUUCUGUGCUUUUGGCCUUCAGAAUCUAAUUUUGGACAGAAUUGAGAUUAGCCAGCCCAAAAAUGUGUUAUGGGCUGGCUAAUUAUGCUGCAGAAGGUGGAAUUAUACCUCUGACAGUUAAGGGCACUUACAGACUCCAGGCACCAUUACCACUUCAAAUCAAUUAAGUGGUAGUGCUUGGAGUAACUCUUUACCAUCAUUUUCACCUACAUUUUCACAAUUGUUUCACACAUUAUUAAAUGUAAAUAAUGUUUUGGCAUUUAGAGUAUAUAUUUUUUUCUUUCAGAUGGUACCAGCCAUUUCUACUGUGCCCUGGUUCGCCAUAAUGCUGCCCUUGCUUUUCCUCCUGAUUAUACGAGGAAUCAAAGACCUCAUUGAUGAUAUAGUGAGUGUGCCCAUUUCCUUAAACAGUAUACACUAUAGAACCUAAUAGGUGUCCAUAACAUAGCAUCUGAUAAGUCCUCUGCUUUGUCAAACCGAUGUGCAGAAAGGUAGAGGAGAUCUUCCUGGUUGAUACCUUGACUGAAUCUAGUAGCCCAUACCUAUUUAUUGUCUCGUUGCCAUAGACAGGGGACCACAUAUGUGCCAGCUAACUGUAGUCAAUGUGUGCAAAUGCAGAACACCUGAGAAGAUGAAACUGUGCACCCCCUCCCUCCCUUCCAAAAUAUACAAUCUCCUACGAGAUUGAAUAAUAAAUCAAGAUUAUUGAGGAUUCACAUGAUAGAUAUUAUUCACUAAACUAAGAAUUGUGGACAACUGAGAAGGGGAUGCUUUUGGGCCAAAAAAACACAGCAUGAAAAAAAGCUCAACUGGAUUUUUUUUUUCUAAAAUAGAUACAUUGUCCUAAAAAAUUAAUAUUUAAUAAUUACCUAAUCAAUUCUCCAUAGUUCCACAUGUAGUAAAAAAAACAAAGCAAAACAACAUGUCCGUAUAUUAAUAUGGAGCACCUGUAUUACCUGUUGCAAUAAUUGGCACUUGGUUACGUCUUACAGUCACGAAGCAAGAGCGACAAAGCUAUAAACAACAGGCCAUGCGAUAUUCUCAAAGGACAAAGGUAAGGAAAACUGUCGGGAAAACAGAUGGUGUUUUCUAGAUUCCUUACUGGAUUUAGUGUGGUUUAAGAAGGUUACAUUUACUCAAUGAAUGUCAGCAUCAACAGAUUUAUCUCAGCUUUUGAAAUUAUCUUUAAUACCAAAGCAUACCAGAGCGGAAGCAGUUGACACAUAAUAAAUCUUUAAUAAAUACCAAUUAUGUGUCAUAUCUUUUUUUAUUCUCUGUUUAAUAAAAUUAUUUUUAAAUAAAAUUACUUUAAGUUUAAAUAUGAAGAAAGAAUAAUCUUUAUUUACAGCAAACACACUUUACUGUGUAUCUACCAACACACAUUUAUGUAUUAAAUUUUAUAGUGCUUACACUAAACUAAAAAAAUCAUGCGGUAGUGCCCUCUGUAAACCUUCUCAGUGUGCACAUAUAAUUCACAACAUGCUCAUUGAAGUGGUCUGGGUGAAGUGUCCCAGGUCCCUUAAAGCUGCAAUGGUAAUUAUUGCAGUAUUUGAUAAACUGCACUUAUUGCUUUGGAGGGUUAACUCCCCCUCUAGUGGCUGUCUAUCAGACACACACAAGCUCACUAUACAUAAGCUCACUGACACACAAGCACAAGCUCACUACACACAAGCUCACUGACGCACAAGCUCACUGACGCACACAAGCUCACUACACACAAGCUCACUGACACAUACACAAGCUCUCUACACACAAGUUCACUGACACACUCACAAGCUCACUGACACAUACAGAAGCUCACUACACACAAGCUCACUGACACACACACACACACACACAAACUCACUAAACACAAGGUCACUAGCACACAGCACACUAGCACACAUAUGCUCGCUGUCACCCACCCCUUGCUGUACAUGGAGAGCUGGAAGUUGCCCUAUACAUGUCUCCCAGACUGUUUCUGUCAGCAUGGCCAGCUGGUUGAAGCUAGGGGCUGGGCUUAGGUGUUGUUGGCUAUGGCCCCUGCAGCUUGUGCUGCACUUGGGAGAAGCUGACAGGGGGCCUUAGGGUUUUAACCCCAUGUGUUUUGUGUUUAAAUAUGUAGCUUGUCAAAUGUAUUAUUAUAUAUAAGUUAUUUUUUUUAAUUUUUUUUUUUACAUGUUUUCUACUUUUCCUUAUGUGUAGCAGUCAAGUUGGCAAAACAUGACAAGGCAUGGAGCUUAGCCAAAGUUCGGGUUCAGCUGCCAAUCAGAUGUGCCCACAAUCCAUCAGUAAAUUCAAUCCCACCAAAAGGGCAAAUAGCAGACAUUAUGGAGAACAAAAUGGAGGCAUCUAGAUAUUGAUGUCACAUUAGGUCAAAUGAAUAGCAGAGGACAAAAUGGAGGCACAUAGAUCUAGCACAAGGAAGAAAAGAUAGUAAAUUUGCAUGAAGGCAAGUGGCAAGGAGAGAGAGUAUAAUCAUUAUAAUACAGUAGCCAUAAGAAAAACUAAAAAACACAACAUUUCCGCUUUAAUAUAAUCCAAAAUUAAAAUUUACACUUGCCCAAAGUCUGACUGGGGGAUGUGAGGCUUCUUGCAGCUGUAAUGAAUGCCUCUAUAUGGCUCUCAUUCAGCUCCCUUCAUUUCCAGGAGUUAUUCAGUGAGUAGGUGUAUACACUGUACUACACUAUUUCCUGCCUACCUCACACAUACAUUGCAAUCAUUCCACUGUAUCGUUGAAUAAACACUGUACCAUUCUCUUAUCACAAGCUUCUGCGCAGAGAAGUGGAAGGACAUACAGGUUGGUGAUAUCGUUCGAUUACAAAAGGAUGAUUUUGUGCCUGUGAGUAUGUCAAAUUUUGCAUUGUAUUAUGCAUUGCCAAUGUAUUUGUUUAGCCAAAGGCUAAUUUUAGGGGGUGAUCAUUUAACAGUUGUACAUGGAUGCUGAGAGUCACUAUGCACCCCCAAAUUCAUUUAGUGCACCUCCAUUUGUUUUAACUUACAGGCCAUGGCUAUGGGUCUCUAGCACAGGGGUGUCCUAAAGGUUGCUCCACAGAUGUUUUAAAACUACAGCUCCCAUGAUGCAUUGCAAUUAUAAAGGCAUUGCAAAGGCAUGCAAAGCAUCAUUGCAGUUGUAGUUCUACAACAUCUGGGGAUCUACCUUUUGGGCACCCCGGCUCUAGUGUAAGGGCCAGGUCAUGACCUGUUGCUGCUCUUUAGCUAUUAUUUCUUACAGGUUGGAAAAGUAACAAUGUCUCUCAAAACCAGACUGCAUUGUAGUUCUCUGGAACAGCUCCAUGACUCCCAUUAUGCAAGUUUAGCACCUUAGAAAGAUGUGAUAUCAAAUCAUCUAAUCCUUAGAAGGAAACCAUCAGGUUGUUAGAGUGUCCCUCUAGACACUGAAGAAGCUGCCCCAACUGCAAACAUGUCAAGUAUGAAGCACAGGCAGGAAGGGUCAGAUGAGGGGCAAGGGCUAGUUGCCAACUGCAUCACUGACUUGCCUCCACACCCCUUUCAUUCCCGUCACUACUGGUUUAUACCUAGGUUUUCUGAAUCAGUCAUGCAGUCAAAGUGUAAAGGAAUACUGCAGGCACCAAAACAAGUUUAGCUUAAUUAAGCCAUUUUGGUGCAUAGAGUAUGCCCCUGCAGUCUCACUGCUCAAUUAUCUGGAGUUAAAUCACUUUGUUUAUGCAGCCAUAGUCGCACCUUCCUGCAUGUGACUUACUCAGACUUCCUAAACACUUCCUGUUAAGAGAGAUCUAAUGUUUACACUUCCUUUAUUGCACAUUCUGUUCAAUUUGGAAUUUCAUAUCUCCUGCUUUAUUAAUAGCCUUUCAGACCCUGCAGGAGUCUCCUAUGUGUGAUUAAAGUUCAAUUUACACGACAAGAGAUAAACAGCAUAUGGUUUGAUGCCCAUAGCAUCCCUUUAAGAUUAGUACAAUUUAAUAUUUCAGAAAACAGAACAGAUCCUAGAACAGGAUAUUUAGCAACUAUACCAUAACUAUAAAGGUAGAAAGGAAGAGCGUAAAUGGAUUAAUACAGAACUGUCUAAAUUUCGGGGGUUCUGUCCCAAAUUUAUUCCCUGGUGUCUAAAAUCAGGGCAGUGUCAGCGUAUCAUUAGAUGUGCUCAAGCUGCUCUUAGUAACCUCAAGGAACUAAGAGCAUGGGCAACACCCCUGAGGAGCACACUGUGCAUGAUCUGCCCUGGCUUGGGCUGACCAGAGCACCUGUCUGUCAGUCUACCUUGCACCAUGGCAAGCUUACAAACCUCCCUAUUAGUUUUGGGAAAAGCCCACACAUUGAUGCCCUUUUUUGACAUCACCCUGCUGCCCAUCCCGUUUACAUACCUCCCAUUGUUGGGAGGGAUGACACAGUUCUAACAGAAUACUUUAUGGAAUACUGAGAUACUAAUUUAUUUUUAUUUUUAUAUUUUUGCUUUUUGUUUUUGAUUUGAUCAGGCAGACCUACUUCUGCUCUACAGUUUGGAACCUAACAGUCUGUGCUAUGUGGAAACAGCAGACAUAGAUGGGUAAGAAUGUGUUUAUUUAGAAUUGUGUUUAGAAUCUAUCAUUUCCAGUAUCCACUGUGCCAUUAUUUCAAAUAUUUAAAUAGACAAAGGAGGCAUAGCUUGGAACAUGGUUUCACUGACCAUUCUUAUGUUACAUAAUUAGCUACUAAUACUAAUACUAUACACACUACCUUACAUGAAAUGAAAGACCAAAAAAUGAUCUAUACAUUGUGCUAGCAGAAUUGAUUUGUUUAAAAAAAAAAAAAAACUUUAUAAAGAUUUCCCCCUUCCCUUGUCUGUAAUGCAGUUCUCAGCUUAGAGUUUAGUACAAACAACAUAGACCUCUAUAACACUGAUUGAUUGAUUGAUGGGAGAACAGGAGAACCCUUCUAUUGAGUGGUGUUCUGGCUUUCUAUGACGGUAACUACAGCAUAUGCGAAGAGUUUGGGAAUGGGAUGACAGAUGUGACUCAGAUAUGAUGCUGACGGGCCAGAGAUUCACUUUAAUCAUACCUCUUAGUACACUUCAAAUAUUAUAUAAACAACCAAAUUCCUGACUGGAGGUGAUCAGUGGAGACUGGUUCAUAGGGGCUGGUGGAGUAACCCCCUAUCUUUCCACUGUUUGUUGCAGAAACAAAACCCUCGAAUCCAUUGUCAUGAUAGGGAUUAAUGAUAUGUGUGUGUUGAGUAGAACAUGUUGUAUCUACAGUUUCCAUCUCCAACCCUUUUUUUAUUGGCAAGAAAUGCUGCUGGGUGGGUGAACAACUAAUCAUGUAAAGAUUUUUUUGGGAAAAUCCCAUUUUCUGUGUAUAGAUAUCUAAGAAUAUUCUUUACAUUGGCUAUCUGAUCCAGGAUGCUCUUAGAGAGCAGGAAUCCAUGAUGUCCUGUCUUCUAAGGCAAUCAUUGGGCAACACCAUCUAGUGGGUGGAGUUGGACCUCUUUAAAGUGGUUGUUGUUUACCAUAUACGUGUAUCUAUAGGUUUGUGACUUUGGAUAGGGCACGAUGUCUCAUUAGGUCAAAGGUAGAGUACGUGGGGUUAAGUGGGCAGAGUCCAACAAGUCAUAGGGGGCAAAACCCAACCAUCUAUAAAAUUCAUCAGUCGUCACUGCUGGAAAUGUUCCCAUCUGUAAGUUACUUGCAGUAGGUUAGAUAAAAACAUAAUAAUCUGAUAUUGUCAGUGUAACAGCUAAAAAUCCAUGAGCAAUUGUAAGACGCUCUGGAAGAAAUAAAUGGAGAAAAUAAAAACUUUUCCUUUGGUGUGUUAGCGCUAGAAGGGCUGUAAAGACUGGCUGACAUAUUUGUUACAAAUAUCCCUCUGGUUUUCUAGCAGGGAGAAGGUGAAUGUGCUCUAUGCACACUUUGCUUUACUUUAAACUUUACUUUAAAGUUUGUCAGUUUUAGCUCAACUUGCAGAUCUUCUGCACAAUUAUUGCCAUACUGCCUAUUCUGCAAUCCACACCGCUCAUUCCAUCAUAGGUCUUGGCUUCUUUAGAACCCAUGAAAAACCUUUACGAAAAACAAAGGGACAAACUCAGGCAGGAUUGUCUUUCCCUGUCACCUGGAAAAGUGCUAUUUUAUAUGCGUAUUGUCUAAUUUUUGUGUUUUUAUUACAGAGAGACAAACCUCAAGUUUAAACAAGCCUUGAUGAUCACCCACAAGCUACUCAGUACAACUGAAUCAAUGGCAGCUUUUAAUGGUACUUUGUACUUUUUGUUAUUCAACUCCUCAUUUAUAGCGAUCUUUAGAUUUCACCGGAAAAUUUGUUUGCCAAUAGAUAUUUAGAUAAUUCACCAUUAAAAUUGAGUCCCCUCCUGUCGGUUAGACUAUCGGCACAGAAUCUAUGCUGAUGUAUGUUAGCAAGAGAGCACACCUAGAGGAAAGAGAAGAGCGGUUAGAUGAUUGAUGUAAUUCCGUUCAAAAGUUGAUGUGCUGGCAAUGAAACCGGCACAUCAGCGACAUAGUGAGGGGCUGUGCCAGGCUUUGAGAAGCAAGUCCAGGCUUCCCAAAGAGGGGCAGUGACAGAGAGCUGGUUUCAGCACAUGAAAGAGACAAAGAAAAUCAGAGAACAUUUUUUUUUUUUUUAAAGGGGCAUUACACAACAACAUAAAAUGACUUCUGCAAAGUUGUAAAUUCAAUGACAGGUUCACUUAAAUUUUUGUGGCGGAUUGAGGACAGGCAAGGAAGAACACAGUAACAGCACUAACACAGAGAAGUAGGUAUGUUAGAAAGCAGCCGCUGGCUGUAAUUUUCUAUUAAAAUUGUUAAUAUUUUCUUUUUUUUGAGUGGUCUAAAGUUGGAAACCAUAAACAGAUUCCUGCAUCCCCCACCCCUCCUCUUUCUCACACUUUUCUUGUUCCAGUCUAUGGGUAAAUGUGGGACUCAUGUCAUUCAUAUCAUGAAAUUAUAAAAUAGCUGUGCAAAAUACUGAAAAAAGCAUUGUCAGGUUUUAGAACAUAUGGGAACAUUAAUCAGAUGACACAGCAAUAGAUCCCUCACAGGUGGAGUUAAGAUAUAUUUUUAAUUGUUGAGUUACAACAGGGGCUUAUUCACUAAACUCCAAAUUGUAGUUAGUAAAACAAAAUACAGGUAGCGCCAAAGAGAACAAGCAGGAUAAGAGAUCUAAACGAAUCUCUAAAAACACAAUAAAAAAUAGUCCUUGAUAUAGUCCAACAAUAAAAUAAUAAAAAAUAUCAGGUGGUAAGACGCAGUCUUAAAAGUAGUAAUAUUCCAUCCUCCAAUUUUCAUAAAGUGCUUGUGGGGGCAACUUCCGCCAUUAGCAGCAUAUGAAAAAGAACAAAAACAGAGGGAGACCAAUAGUGCAAUAUAGUAGUGUAAUAGAUAACACACAAAACAAAGGUCUAAAAAUGCCAACUCACUUCUGGUAGAGCUAUAACCAGCUCUGGAUAAAACAGCAUGUAGUGGUAUUAUAUCCCCACUUGAAGGAUAUUCUUCAGGCAAUGGUUCACAGUAGAAUGAUAGAAUGAUGAUGGAGUAGAACAUAUGAAAUGACAAAAAGAAGGCCAAUAGUGCUCUCUAUUAUGGUAAGUAUAAAACGCAAAUAGUAGAAAUAUACUCACAGUUGAUGGAGCAGACUAACUGCUCUCCGUAUCCGGCGUGGGGGGUACAAUCCUCACCUAGGAUUCUUUAUAUAAUUGUCUGUAGGGGGUAUCUGUAUGGGUAAAACCACAGGUAAAAGGAUUCAGAGUGGAUUCCUUCAACUUUAACCAGGCAAUUUAUUUGGACGAACCAGCUCAAAUUAUUUUUUUGCAGAGGUUUACUAGUUAUGGUGGUCGGAGGCCCCUGGCUACACUCCAUUGUUAGGAAUCAAACUGUUCUUGAAUGGUUUGACUUUAAGCUGGUUGCCCCAUUGCUUUUGUUUGCUUUGUAUCCAAAUUGUAGUUAAUUAAAAUCUGAACGGCAAAAUGUAGGUUAAAAUAAAAAAGCUGUGAUAAAGUUGGAAUUUUUUUCCCAGAUGAGUUUUUUCUUACAUUUUGCCGUUCAGAUUUUAAUUUACUGAAAUUUAUUUUAAUUCGGAAUUUAGUGCAUAUUCCCUGAAAAUUGACAUAGUAAAUACGAAAUUCCACUUAGCUUUUUGUACCUAUAAACCAUUGUUUAUAGUGUUUGCACAAUGGAGUGAAUGUUGCUUUACAACAGUAAAGUAUGUUUGUUAUAUUAUCAUGUUUUAGGUAAAGUAACCUGUGAGGAGGCCAACAGCAACCUGCACAUUUUCACCGGAACAUUGGAGUGGAAUGCUGAAAAGUAUUCUUUGGACAAUGAGCAUAUUUUGCUACGAGGUUGUAGAAUACGGAAUACUGAGACCUGCUAUGGAUUGGUCAUUUAUGCAGGUAAUUGAAGCCACAUAACCAUAGAUGGACCAUAGAUUUAAUUCAAUUCCCUUCCCACCUAUUAUAAGUUUAAUUAAAAAUACAUAAAAAUCUCAUUCCCACCUCCCCAAAAUAUCCAUGAAAUGUUGCGUUUUAUGUGUCAGUAUGGCAGAUAAAAGUUCCUACUUAAAGGGAUCCUAUAGUGCCAGGCAAAUAAAGCAGUUUUCCUGGCAUUAUAGGUUUAAUAGGCCCCCCACCUUCCACCCCCCUUCCGCGGGGCUGAAGGGGUUAAAAUCCCUUCAGCCACUUACCUGAAUCCAGCGCCGAUGUCCCUCGGCGCUGGGUCAGGCUCUGCCAAGGCUCCUCCCCUGCCACCAUCAGUCAGUGAGGGAGACCUAAUGCGCAUGCGCGACAAUGGCUGUGCGUAGAUUAGACCUUCCCAUUGGAAAGCAUUAUUCAAUGCUUUCCUAUGGGGAAAAUCUGAUGCUGGAGGUCCUCAUGCAUAGCGUGAGGACAUCCAGCUUCAGAUAAUGGACCAAAGGUGCGUUUGGAUUCCGGAUUCUGGUGGAAAGCCACAGAGGGCAGACUUAGAGCUGCAAUGUAAACAGUACAGUUUGUAUUUGUGCAUUGUAGGCUUGAGAUAGACAAUACCAAACAGGGGUCAAUACUGACUAGAAACAUAGAAUGUGACGGCAGAUAAGAACCAUUCGGUCCAUCUAGUUUGCCCAAUUUUCUAAAUACUUUCAUUAGUCCCUGGCCUUAUCAUAUAGUUAGGAUAGCCUUAUGCCUAUCCGACGCAUGCUUAAACUCCUUUACUGUGUUAACCUCUACCACUUCAGCUGGAAGGCUAUUCCAUGCAUCCACUACCCUCUCAGUAAAGUAAUACUUCCUGAUAUUAUUUUUAAACCUUUGUCCCUCUAAUUUAAGACUAUGUCCUCUUGUUGUGGUAAUUUUUCUUCUUUUAAAUAUAGUCUCCUCCUUUACUGUGUUGAUUCCCUUUAUGUAUUUAAAUGUUUCUAUCAUAUCCCCCCUGUCUUGUCUUUCCUCCAAGCUAUACAUGGUAAGAUCCUUUAACCUUUCCUGGUAAGUUUUAUCCCGCAAUCCAUGAACCAGUUUAGUAGCCCUUCUCUGAACCCUCUCUAAGGUAUCAAUAUCCUUCUAAAUGAACGGUCUCCAGUACUGUGUAAAAUACUCCAAGUGAGGUCUCACCAGUGUUCUGUACAAUGGCAUGAGCACUUCCCUCUUUCUACUGCUAAUACUUCUCCCUAUACAACCAAGCAUUCUGCUAGCAUUUCCUGCUGCUCAUUACAUUGUCUGCCUACCUUUAAGUCAUUAGCCUACCUUUAAGUCAUCAUGCUACAUGCUCAUUUUUAAACUUAAAGGGUUGCUCCAACAGUGAAGGCUACAUUCUAAUUUUCUUGGUAACUACUCACUAUAGAAUUUAUUCCCUGUUUUGUAGUUUUUGUUUUUGAUGCUUUUACAGACAAUUAAUAAAAUGGAAAAUAAAUAAAAGAUACUCACUUUUAUAUUUCCUAUGUAUGUUUGCCUGCUGUCAUCUCUACAUAUCACACAAUGCUGUACAGGGAAUUGUUGUUGUUUUUUAAACUUCUGAUUGUAAUUAGAUUAAGGGGGCAGUCUAUUGCCCAAAUAAACAUAAAUCACUGUUUUGUAGCUGCACACCUAAUGAAAGCAUUUUCUCAUUGGGGUAUAUUUAAAAACAGCUUGCAAAAGGUGAAGAUCUCAUCUGCUGCCUUUGCAAUCCCUCCCAUUCUAACUCCGCCCAGACUUUCUCUGGCUGUCCAAUCACAGACUUCCCAAUGCAGCUCAAUAAGAAGUUAUUGUAAGGUGCUCUAUGCGAUUGCUGUCUCUUGUGUUUAGUUCCACUGAGCUAACCAAACCAGGAAGUAACAGGACUGAUUGACAGCCAGGGUGCUGUAAUAAGAUUCAUUUAUAAAAGUGCCAGUUUCUAUUUAAAUCUGCACUUUUGUAAUAUGAAAUAAGAGGACACACUCUUCACACAUAAAACAUUUGCAAGCUUAAGUGAUUUAGGGAUUUGGAUUGUCCCUUUAAUUUAGAAAUCACUUGAUUUUAAGCUAUUUGUGAAAACUCUUCUUUUUUUGAGAUGGCAGACUUAGAUUUAACACCUCAUGAGUGAAAAUCACAAAAGGAGACAUUGUUGCGAGUGAUUAAAAGUGAUAGCUUAGUUGUUACCAGCUUGUAUGUAGUUUCAUUUGUGGUGUAUUAUUUUAGUACGUUUUUUGGCAACCUUGUUAGUCAAGCGUAGAAUUGUUGUUAUUUAAACUUAAUUUUGACCCAAAUAAGAAUCUUCUAAUUUUUCAUUUUUCAACAGGAAUUGAUUCCAAAAUCAUGAGGAAUUGUGGCAAGGUCCCAGUGAAGAAGACAAACUUGGAUAUGAUGAUGAACAAACUUGUAAUUAUUGUGAGUAUGAGUCAAAGCGACAAUUAAAGUUCCUUAGGCUAGACCUUGCAAAAUGACAAAACAUCCCAUUUCAGGAAUGUAAGCUUGUUUUCAAAAAUAUUCUGGAAAUGCUCUGUGAAUUAAUCUAUAUCAAUUGUACAUGUAAGAAAUCAUUUAUUUCUUCUGAAAACAACAAAAACUCCAUAUUAAGGUGAAAUGUGAAAUUUUUUACAUGUUUGACAAUUAAUAAUUUAAAUUAAAAUAAUUAUGUAAAUAAUGUUUCCACUUGCUUUUACAUAACUUUUUUUCUUAUAUGUUAUUACCUUAUUUCAGGUAUUUGUGAUUCUGAUUUUUUGCUGUCUAUCACUGGCCAUUACUUCAGGGUUUUGGGCCAAAUGGUUCAUGGAACAUCACAGCUAUAUUCCUCCUCUAUCAAAUAAUGCCAGUCCAGCGUACAGCGCAUUCCUUACCUUCUGGGGAUAUGUUAUACUGAUGAGCACCAUUGUGCCAAUGUCUAUGUAUAUAACGUACGUACAGAGUCCAAAAUUAUGUAAGAUUGUAAUCGAAUUGAGCUUAAAAGAUUUGAUCCAAUUUCAAAAUGUCAAUUUAAAAAUGGUUUGAGAUAUUAGAGAAGCCGUAUAACUGCACCACACUCAUAGGACCUCAUUGCUUGCUGUCAAAGGGUUACUCCAACCAAAAAAUAGUGUUUUCAUUAAACACUAUAUUUGGUUAGAAUACCCCUUCCUAGCAUGCCCCUCCCCCUCCUCAAAAAAGGGAGAAAGAACGUUAAAAAUUCUGUUCACAUGGAGCCCAAGUUCCUCUUGCAGCCCAAACUUCCUCGGGUGACCUUAGUCCCCCUCACUGCAGGGGAAGGGACGUUCCAGGAGGAGGGGCUUAGUUCAGGACUUGGGCAGCACAGAGGUGGUGGCACGUGCCCCCAUUGGUCAUCCAUUAGCAGCACACAUAGCAUAGCACAUAGACUCCCAAAAUCCACAAAAUUAAACAUCACCCAGCCUGGAAUGGGUGAUAAUUAAUAAUCAGUUAGCUUUUAGUGUUAGUUGAUAAUGGGCCUGGACCAAAAUAACCAUCAACAAUAGUACGGAGUAAGAUUCUGCAGUGACAUAAGUGAUAUAUUGUUGAAAAUUGUGUUUUAUGAGUGGUAAAGGAACUAGGUAACUCUAAAACAUAGAAUGUGUCAUUCAAAAAGUGUUAGUCCGUUUUGGAAAUAUUAUAUUUAUCUCUUGUUUUCAGACUUGAGUUUAUCCAUCUGGUUCAUAGUAUGUUUAUUGACUGGGAUUUGGAAAUGUAUUUUCCUGAAAACAACACGCCAGCAAAAGCUCGAUCUACAAGCCUUAGUGACCUGCUUGGACAAGUUGAAUACGUAUUCUCCGACAAGACUGGAACGUUGACUCGGAACGUUAUGGCAUUUAAAAAAUGCUGCAUCAAAACACAAAUCUACGGUAGUUCAUAGUAACUAUUUUAUUGUUAUGAGAACGAAAUCUGGGAAAGACAUAUCUGGGAAAAGUAAUAAGCAUCAACUUUUUAAUUUAUAUUGUUAGUUUAAUGAUUUAUUAUCAAACCAUUCAUAACAGCCCCAGCAUUGACAAUACUGGUUUAAUACUUUUGCAAUACCAGUGUUAAUUUAGUCCAACCUGGACCGGACGACAAUGUUCGUCUGACAAAAUCUCAGCCUCAUUUGCAUAGAAUCAGUGUGCGCUAUUGUUUUGUGUCUCGGAAAGGAGAGCAGAGCAGUUAUACAAAGAGACAGAAUGGUUGAAGGUACAAAGAACAGUUCUAAUAAUUUUCAAGGUGUAGAUUCUACACAAUUAUUUACAAUUUCUCAAAGUUUUCAUUAGUAUAUAGUUUUUCCUUUCUUUCUUUCUUUCUUUCUUUCUUUCUUCCCUCCCUUCUAUCCUUCCUCCUUCCCCUUCCUUCUGCUUCCUUUCUUUCUUUCUUUCGCUCUUUUGUUCAUUCCUUCCCUUUCCUUUCCCUUCCAUUCCUUUCUUUCAUUCCUUUCAUUCUUUCCUUUCCCUUCCAUUCCUUUCUUUCUUUCAUUCGUUCGUUCAUUCAUUCCUUUCAUUAUUUCCUUCCCUUUCCUUUCCCUUCCCUUCCUUUCUUUAUUUUGUUCUUUCUUUCUUUCCUUUCUUUCUUUCUUUCUUUCUUUCCAUUCUUCUCUCCCUCCCUCCCUUUCUUCUCUACCACCAUCGCUCCCUCUAUUUCCCUUCCUUCUCUCCCUCUCCUUCCUCUUUUUCCUCCCUCUCUCUCUCUCUCUCUUUCUUUCCUUUAAUUACUUAAUUUAUUAAUGUCUUUCCAUCAUUUCUUCCCUCCUUCAUUAGUUCCUUCAUUCCCUCCCUCCCUUCCUUUCCUUUCUUUUCCUUUCAUCAUUUCCUUCCUUUCCUUUCCCUUCCUUUCCUUUCCCUUCCUUUCCCUUCCCUUCCUUUCCCUUCAUUUCCCUUCCUUAAUUCAGUGCUUCUCCCUAACUCCAUAAUGAUAUUAUUAUUAUUAUUAUUUUAUUAUUUAUAUAGCGCCAACAAAUUCCGUAGCGCUGUACAAUGGGUGGACUAACAGACACAUAAGAUGAUAUGCUGGAAAGUGUGACACAGUGUGAUUCUUUGUCCAACUCGUCUCACAUGGUUUGAAUUAAGAGCAGUAGAUGCCAAAAGCAUCAGCUACCCAUAAUGUUUAAUCAUAUAUUAGAAUAAAGCAAUUCAUACAUCAUUCAGAAUUUUGACCUUGUGAUUUAAGAUAUCUCCAGAACCUCUCAAUGAAAUUUUUCACCAUAAUACGUGCUUUACCGUUCCAUAUCCUGUAUAUAAUUGCCUUCAUUAAUACAUGCCAGCAAUAAUCAAUAUAACUUUGUAAGUUAAUUACUAAUUUUAAAAUUAUAUUUCCAUGUAUGUGUUACAUUUUAUGUGUUCAUGCCAGUUCAGUUUAAUCUGUGUAAUACCUAUUGCAGUUCAUAAAUAAAUAUUCUUUUAUUUUGUAGGUACAAAUGUAGAAAAUGAGAAGAACAAUCAGGUAUGUAAUUUGUUUUUAUAAUCUCUGUAUGACAUGCAGUUUAAACUGUUUAAUGAUGUCAUGGAAAGUAAUGUGUAGCAUUUAGUUGAUUAAUUAUUGUACUGAAUGCAGUCACUGCCCCGUCUAGAAGUGCUGAUAAGAGUUGGUAUUUGCAUUUAGGACUCACUAAUAUAAAAUAUAUAAUAUCCCCAGUGGUGAGAGUUUAGUAAUACUGGAUAGUUUUGCUCCAUCCUUUAUCACCUGUGCCAUAUGUAAAGCUUGAAGAAACACUCCAGACACCAAAACUACUACAGUCCGCUGUAGUGGCUUUUGUGCCAGAAGGGCCAUUUUGGUAUUCCAAGACGUUCUCGAAUGGACGCACCAACAGAGUUCCUCCUUCUUCCUGGUGUGUUGUAGAUUCAGCCGAGUUAGAUGGAGGCUAAAGCAGGGGUGUGUAUAUUACCAGAGAGAUUGAACAUGCCUAGUAUAUGAGUUGUGAACAAUAAAUUAUUGUUGAUUAAGAGACAGUAUUAUAACCAAGCUAUUACCAGGCAUAACAUCCCCAGUCCCCAUGUUGGUCAGGAGUUUUGGGCAAGUGCACCCUCGAUUCUUCUAGACAUUUAACAAGAUCACUAACCGGCCUCAUACUGGCAUCUUCCUACUUCUCCGAAAAAUAUCAUUUGUACUUCCUCACCAAAUUUUUGUUAAUUUAUUUUUUACAUAUUAGGGGACCCCCUUCCCUUGCAAAGGCAGUAGGUUGAGGCAUCUGCAAGAAGCGGUGCUUCAUCUAAUUCUGAUAAGCGCAGUUGUAGGACACAUUUGGGGGAAAGAAUGAUCCUGUCCCAAAUUCUAUAUAUCUCACCUGUAGAAGUAAUAAAAUGUGUCUUGGAUGUUACUCCAGCAUGAACACAAAAAGGUAUGAACCGUCCCGAACUGUUCCUAAAUGAGUUAAAAAGAAUUCUGUUACAUUUUCACUGUCGAGCAGUUCUCAUAUAUUAAUGUAUAUAGGUUUUUUUUUUUUAUAAUUUCGAACUUUUUUUUUUUAACACCAAAAACAUGGUAACAGUACACAAAGGAAGAAGAGAUCAUUUGUGAUGACACAAUAUGUCCCCUCUCUGUCCCCAUCCCAAAUCAAUUAAUUGUAGUAAUAGAGAGCUGUCAGAUGUGAGAUGUGUGUAAUCUCACAUUUUUAUACAUUGUUACCAUUUACUAAUUUACUGAUUUCUAUGCUGGUUACAUUGAAUCAAUAUUACCUCGUCAGUAUUUGUACGUUAUGUAGUAUUUGUAUAGACUUGAAAAUGUUAUGUCAAUAAACAAACUAUGUUGUAUUUUAUGUAUGUAGCAUUUUUAUACUGCACAAAAUUAAAAUUGUAUGUUGUACUUUAUCGUCUCAACUUUAGUUUGCUCUUUUUUAUACACAUUAUUUAUUAGUACUUUGCAGUUUAUUAUGUUUUGUUUACAUCAUAUGUAAUGGUUAUAGUGCCAGAAGUUGCCUAAUGUCCCCCCCAAAAUAAGAAGUCAAACCCCUUGCUAACAGUUUGACAACGUACGUCAGGCACCUGUCGCUUCCUCCCUUGUCUACUAACAUUGGGGGUGCUAGGGCACUCAUCGCACCAUAACAACUUCAGCAAGCUGUCAUGGUUACGGUGCUUGGAUCAUUCCUUGAUCAGACUGUAAUGCAAGUAUAGUCCAUCACUGGUCCUGUUUAAAAUAUGAACCUGUUUUCUAGUCAACACUGUUACGAGGAUAUUGGUUUAUUUUACGGAAUGGAGGAAACAAUGACUUCAAUAUUUUACAGGUGGUUGACUUCAAGUGGAAUAAAUAUGCAGAUAACAAGUUCUGUUUUUAUGAUGAAUCUCUAAUUGAAACGGUUCGCCAGAAUGAAGACGAGAUUUUGAGGGAAUUCUUUAGACUGCUUGCAAUAUGCCACACAGUGAUGGUAGACCGAAAUAAAGGUAAUGAUCGGAAAGCUACACUUUUUCUACAAUAUCUCAAAACAUUCCUUUAUGUUUGUGCAAUAGCAUCCUAUACCGAAAUCUCUUACUCAAUGUAUCUUCUUUUCUAUGAAAAGUAGUUAUUCUUUUAAAAGUUUAUAGAAACACUCCAAGCAUCAUAGCAACGAGCUGUAGUGGUUAUGGUGCCAGAAGUGCCCCCUACCCAUUGCAAGAAAUCAAACUGGCACCAGGUUAGAAGUUAAAACGUUAAACAGACACUUCUCCCCUCCUCCCCUACGCCUUGUGGAGAAUGGAAUGAUGCUCCUAAGCAGGAGCUGCCUUUGCCAUUCUGAGCUGUACUGUAUGGAUAAUUGUGGGACAAAAUAUUAAAAAUAGCACUGCUGGCCUUAGCUGAGACCGCAAAAAAUCAGUGCUUUUUUUUUAGUGGAAAAUUUUAAAAUAGUGAAAGCGGGGAGUAGCACCAUACAAACCCCCAGUAUGAAGCAGUUUAUUCUAAAACAGUUUAACUCAUUUCAAUUGGGGAGUGCCAGGCCACUCCUGGUACAAUACACAUUACAGUGCCACUACUGCAGUGGUUAUAGUGCGUGGAGUGUUGCUUUAAAGCAUUCACCCACCCCUUCAAUCCAUGCUUUAACAAGUAUGCAAUGGAUGGGAUAUUGAGCUAGUCUCUUUUUAAGCCUAUAAUCGCUAAAAUGAAAUCCAGUUUUUGUUUGUUAAAUGAAGGUAAAUGAAUGUAGCUCGCAUAUCGUUGUGAUUGAAAUGUCUAGAGAAGAGACCCACAUUAAAAUAGUUUUUUUAAUUUUUGUUAAUUUACCAUUUUUUAUAUAGGGAAAGAGCUUUGCAAAAUUACGCACUUAUGCCAAAAUGAUUACAGAGAAUAUAAUACAUACUUAGACAUACUGGUAAAAAAUUAAACUCCAUGCUUAUUAUUAUGAAUGUAUUAUUAUUAUUAUUAUUAAUUAUGAAUUCAUUUACAAGUUUAUUAACUAAUUGAUUAGUGAGCUUAUUAAAGGAAUACCCCAAGCACCAUAACCACUACAGCUCAUGUUAGUGGCUAUAGUACCAGGAGUGUACUGGUGACCCUCCCUCCCCCUAUUGUAAGAAGUCAAACUGUUGAAAAACAGUUUGACUUCUUACCUCAUGUCUUCCAUGCACCGGUACCCAUCUCAACUGCCAUCUCCAGAGAGCCAGGAGAUCUUAAAGGGACACUAUAGUCACCUGAACAACUACAGCUUAAUGUAAUUGUUCAGGUAUGAUCUAUAGCUCCCUGCAGGCAAUCUAAUGUAAACACUGUAUUUUCAGAGCAAAUACAGUGUUUACAUUGAUUGAUUGCAAUACCUCCAGUGGCCAUCACUCAGACGGCCACCAGAGGGACUUCCUAUCAUGUAGGGCCAUAAAAAGGCCUUGUACACGUCAGACGUAUUAAAAUGCGUCUGACGUGGGCAGGAGAGAGAAGGCACUGUGUGCGGUAGUGCUCAUGAAUGCUGCCCUCUGAAGUAUGUGCGCAUGUGCGGCAAAGCCGCGCAUGUGCACAAGGGAGCAAUGACGCUUCAAAAUGGAAGCGUCUGAUUGCUCCCUGCUCGCGCCCACCUAUUUCGUAAUUUUGACGAAAUAGGGGACGCGGCUUCACAAGGCUCCCGGCGCUGGAACCAGGUGAGUAAAAUGGCUGCCUGGAGAGUCCCUUUAAGUAGGAACUUCUGUUACCUCUCCUAAGCUAAGCCCUACAUUAAAGACAGCAGCUGACUCACCUAUGACUGUAACUGUACAAAGAAAGUAAUGGUCCACUAUGCAAGCGCGUGUGGCCUUCAUGCUUCUCCCAAUGCACAGAUCUUAAAGACCUAACAUUCAGAGAAAAGUUAACUAGAUCGUUCUAACAAUAUUGCUAGUGGUAAAUACAGAGUAUGACGAGUAGAUGUGUUCAAUAAAUGGGUAUGAAUGUAAUUUCUCCUUGUGUCCUUCAAGAUGAAUUAGUCUACCAAGCCGCAAGUCCUGAUGAAGAAGCAUUAGUAACAGCCGCCAGAAACUUUGGGUAUGUUUUUCUUUCUCGUACCCAAGAUAGCAUCACUACAAAUGAACUUGGAGUAGAGAGGACCUAUGAGGUACUGGCUCUUAUGGACUUCAAUAGUGUCCGCAAAAGGAUGUCCAUCUUAGGUAAGCUGCUUUGGAACCAGAUUACGGGUACAGUCCUUUGAUUACCAGUGAUACUGUUGUACACGUUGUAAAACCUGCUGGUACACCAACAAACAAUACUUUUCAUUUACAGUGAAAGACCCUGAAGGAAGGAUUAAGCUUUACACUAAAGGGGCAGAUGAUGUUAUUCUUGCACGCAUCCAUUCAGAUUGUACAGAUGGUGAAAUAACAGAGAAAGCACUGGAAGUAAGUCACAUAGUUACACAGGUUGAAAAGAGACAUGCGUCCAUCAAGUUCUGCCUAUCUCACAUUUCUUUUUGCUGUUGAUCCAAAAGAAGGCAAAAAACCCAGUCUGAACAACUUCCAAUUUUGCAACAAACUAGAAAAAAAAAUUCCUUCUUGACCCCAGAAUGGAAGUCAGAUUUAUCCUUGGACCGAGAAGCUAUUACCAUUAAUCAUGUAUUCUAGUGUUAAGGAUAAAAAAACUCUGAAAAGAAUAGGUGUGGUAACAAGUUGUAACACUGAUAGCAUACAACGCUAUCUAUGUGUUAUGACACUUCAUGCCAUUAUCAAGUUGGGUUGUUCAAAUUUUGUUAUUUUGCCUAUUCCACUUAUCCUUAGCCAUGCUAAAGAGAUCUAAAAUUUUGAGAAUUUACUUUAUUCAUUCAGGACUUUUUGUCACUUGUUUGACAUUUCACCGCAUCACAUGAAAUACCUAUAUAUUUAUAACUAUAGUCUAUAUCUGUAGUGCAUUCUCCUGUUAAAUCUUUUGUAUCAUUUAUAAUUUUUGUCCAGAUGUUUGGAAGGGAGACCCUCCGGACGUUGUGCAUUGCUUAUAAAGAAGUGGAUGUUUCGUUCUACACAAAAUGGAUUCAAAGAUAUCAUGAAGCGAGUGUGUCUUUGCAGAAUCGUGCAGAGUUUUUAGGGAUGGUUUAUGAAGAAAUUGAGACAGAUCUACAGGUAUUCAGAGUUCUUUUUUACUAUGUCACAAAAAUGUCACUGUGUUAUUUAAAAUAAAUGUAUGUGCUUUGUAUGUGGUUUUGUGCCCUCAUUCAAUUUUACUGCUUUGCAUGAAAAUAUUUUUUUAAGCUUCCUUAAUACUUUACACCUCUAGUAAUAGCUUGUGUUAGGCAGGGUACUUCCUGUUGUAUGUAUUAAACAGGAAAGAUAAAUGGGAGAGAAAUAUGGGAACAAUCGUAAAGGUCACAGUAGAUACUGACAUGAGGGUAAUGGGGAGGCAAGGUGUGACAGAGAAAAGAGGAGAUAAUGUGGAGACAAACAGGUGGGUGGUGUAAAGACUCAAGUGGUGGAGGAUGGUGAAAACAGAACAAACGGAGGUGGAGUAAUCCAAAAGUUACAAUAAAAAAAAAUAUAUACCCAUAUAAAUAAACCUCAAAUACACAUACACUUUGACACAGGUUUUAACUACACCCGUUGUUCACACACACUGAGACAGAUUUCUAAUACACUCGUCCUUUACACAUGCGUACACGCUACACACAUAUAACCCUGCUUCACAUUCACGCUGACACUCCUCACAAUUGCACUCCUAAAGUAACACACUGCUCAAAUGUUCUACUGUGUUCACAGGUAAUCCAUACAACCCUGUCCUCGAAUGCAUUCACAGACUGUCCACGCUAAUACACUUUGGCAUUCAUACACCAACACUUCCCUGUAUCUAUACACAUAGGCCUCUAUAAAAAAUACACCACAACAUUCACAAGUAGUCAAAACAAAACACUCUUACAAUCACAUCUACAUUCCAUACAGAUACACCCCUGCUUUCACACACAUCUGUUAUACUCUCUCGUAGAACACUGUGUUAACUCUCUGACACUACAUGCUAAUAAACCUAUGCCAGUACACAUCGUGUACUUUUAGAUUGACGCAGAGCGUGAGGACAUUCAGCGUCGUUUCACAGAGUCAAACUCUGUGAAACUCCAGGGAGCAUCUGUAGUGACUAUCUGGUAGAUAGCCAUUAGAAGCAGUCUUAGCACUGUAAUGUAAACAUUGCAGUUUUUGAGAACACUGCAAGACUAAGGGGGACAGGGACACGGCACUCAGACGACUUCGAUGAGUGUUUUGUGUGCCUAUAGUGUCCCUUAAAACUUGAAAUUCACUUUUAAUUCCCAUCAAUUUUAAUUUUAGUAAACUACCCUGCUAGUGCUUUUAUAAACUUAAUUUGCCAUAUUUCACAGGUAUUUACUGAAAACAUUACAUACCAUGUAUACAGCAUAAAUGCACAGAUAUGUUUAUUAUUAUAGUUCACAUAGUGUAGUGAGUGUUUGCAGUCUUUUCUAUUCCUCUUUACGGCUAGAUCUGUGAUUUUCCAGCCCUCAAAGCACACUAACAGUCCGGGCUUUGUCACUAUCCGCACGGGAACAAAAAUGGGAAUUGCAUUGGAAAAUGCACAAAUCCUGGACUGUUGUUGUUCCUUGGAAACUAUUGUGUUGGGAUCCAACUAAUCUAGGACCGGUUGGUGUAAUUUUUAUAUCAGCGGAUUGUAUGCUCUAUCGCCCAGCAUGGAAAGUAGGUGCUCUUCAGUGUUUAGCUUCCCCUAUUGAGAGUAGCCAACAUUUCAGCAGAUGCUAAUUUUCAGUCAUUACGUGUUGAGUUGUGUAGCAUGGAAAUAGCCAGUAUUUAGUCAUGUUAGUGACAACCAUUUUAGUGGUUAGCAACUUGUCGAUAAUUGAUUGUAACUAGCGUGGAAUGGAGCGCUUUUUGAGUGCACCUCGAUCUUUAGCAGGUAUACAGUGUGCAUCACUGUGUGUGUUGGUGUGCGUGUGCAUGUGCGCUCGUAUGUUCUGAUUUUUAAUAUUGUUUUGAUUUCUGACACUGGUAGAGAAACACACAUUGUGUAUAGUGUAUAGUGAUAAUCAGAUGUACUUGUUUACGUUGUGACUUGUUUCCCAGCUGCUAGGUGCAACAGCCAUUGAAGAUAAAUUACAAGAUCAUGUUCCAGAAACAAUACAACUGCUAAAAGAUGGAAAUAUAAAAGUGUGGGUGUUGACUGGGGACAAACAAGGUAAUUCUUAUAGAGUAGAGUGCAUUGCUGCACUGGACAAUUUUGGUUUUGUCAUGUCCCCUGCCCGACCUGCGUUCUUCCAGUGUCACCGCAUUUCAUUCCCCCCUCCCCCCUGUGUCAUUCCUAUGUCAGAACGCUAUAUCUGCUUACGUUUAUACCCAGACAAAGGCCCUUUGGUCGCGUACAUUUUGGUGCUGCCUAUAGGAAUGAUGCAGGUCCUAUUUAAGCUUAGUACACCUUUAGAACAUUGCCCUUUUGUGGUCUAUCACACUAAACAGCACAUCCAGAGUAUAUUAGCUUUUCUGGUUUUCACUCAUGGCAUUCCCUUUGACUAUGCUAUCCUAUGUAUCUCUGAUCUUAAAUUGUCCUACCAUAUUGCUGCCAUUCUGUUAGCCCUUGACCUCAACUUGUCUCUGACUAUUCUUGCCUUCUACAGGCCUAUCUCUAUCACUUUACUGUAAAGUGUUAAAGAGACACUAUAGUCACCAGAACAACUACAGCGUAUUGUAUUAGUUUUGGUGAGUAUAAUCAGUCUCUUCAGGCUUUUUACAGUAGAAACAGUUUUUCAGAGAAAGGGCAGUGUUUCAUUACAGCCUAGGGAUGCCUCCAUUGGCCAAUCUGGGCCAGUGCUGCUGACAUUUAGUGUCCCCACCCACUACAUGGAGACACUGAACUUUCAUCAUAGUCCUCAUGAAGAAAUGCUGAUUGGCCAGGGCUGUGUUUGCUUGUACCGAAUCUGACCCUCAUCUGUCUCUUUGAUGAGCUCAGCCAAUCCAAUGCUUUCCUAUGUGAACGCAUUGUGAUUGGCUUUUAAUAACACUUCUGAUGAUGUCAGCCAAGGAGGCAGAUCAGGGGCAGAGCCAGCAGCAGCAGACUGGAAUAAAGUUAAGAUUUUAAUACAUUUAGGGGGUAAGCGGGCUUCUAGUCUAGUUUUGAGGGUAGGGAUUAGAUCCAAAACCUGUCAAGUUCUUAAAUUAUAGUAGAACAUAUUGUAAAAGUCAAUAACAAUGAUGUUAAGAGACCAAUACAUUGGUAUUAGAAAUUCUAAAUUAGGGAAGCUAAAUAAAAUGUUGACAAUGUGAGUCACAGCUAAGGGAGGUGUGACUAGUGCUGCAUAAACAAUGUGAUUUAACUCCUAAAUGGCAGAGAAUUGAUCAGUGAAACUGGUGGGGCAUGAUCUAUAUACCAAAACUGCUUCAUUAAGGUCUUACGUUGUGUUGGUGAUUGGUGUCCCUUUAAUAUUUUAAAUUGUUUCCAUGAUUUUCUCAUAAUUAACAAAUAUGUAAUUUUUAUUCUGUAGAAACUGCAAUCAAUAUUGGUUUCUCAUGCAAGUUACUUUCUGAUGAUAUGGAGAUAUUGGACGAAAAACAGAUUUGGUAGGAAAAUGUAACUUAAAGUGUCAUGCAAAAAUUAUAUGGUAGCACUUUCUGUAUAGUAUGGUAGAAGAAUGUCCUAGAAAAAUGUUAAAAUUUAGCACUGAUUAUAAGGUACAUUUUAUUUCCUAUCUGAAUGAAAUGAGAAGCACAAAGUGUGGAGGCGUUAAAUGUAGGUCCUGCAAAAUUAGCUGGACCUUUUCCAGGAAGUUCCUCGAGUGGACUUAUGGAGCAGUGUAAACACUGCCUUUUCUCAGAAUAAGCAAAGUUUACACUGCUGACCCUGUAGGGACAAACUGUAUGCCCCAGAACCACUACAUUAAGCUGUAGUGACUCUGGUGACUGUAGAGUAUAAGGAUAUAUUAAUAUUUUUCCUCACAUUUUUCUUUUAAUUUGAUAGUUGGUGCUGUGCUUCUAUACAUCAGCAAAACUAAGUCAUAUUGUUUUGUUGUUGUUAGAUCCAGUUUUUUUGUUUUGUUUUUUUAAAUGUGGGAACAUGCACCACAAUAUUUAUGUAGGGACACGGUGAUAAGGCUUUAGUAGAACUGUGUAGUAUAGAAUUAAUUUUACCAUCUGGUAACAAAUCGGAAAGCUAUUUCCUUGAUUUUCCUCUUAUCUUGUGAAAAGUUUUGUCAAAUACAGCCAAAUAAGAAACAUUCCCCAACUGCACUCUUUUCCCAACUAUUUUGGUUUAAAUGUUCAGUUCCCUAAUCAAUAUCCAUUAUUAUUUGUUUGGUGAAUAACAUUAAAAAUGUUUCCUCUUACAAAAGGCUAGCCUGUAAAUCAAGUCCUGUCAAUUGUCCAUAUUUGAUUCUUGAAAAGCAACAGAUAACAUAAUAGUCAAAUUUCAGAGAAAAAGCAGUGUUUACAUUACAGCCUAUGGAUACCUCCACUAGCCACUCCUCAAGUGGCUACUAGAGGUGCUUCCUGGGGCAGUGCUACACACUGUAUAGUACUGCCAUUCAGUUUCUCCACCCUCUGCAUGCAGACACUGAACUUUUCUCAUAGAGAUGCAUUGAUUCAAUUUGAGGAGAUGCUGAUUGGCCAGGGCUGUGUUUGGCUUGUUAUUGCUCUGCCCCUGAUCUGCAUCCUUGACAGUCUCAACCAAUCCUGUGGGGAUGCAUUGUGAUUGGUUUAGAGAAUCACUUCUGAUGAUGUCAGCCAAGCAGGCAGAUCAGGGGCAGAGGCAGUAGCUGCAGACUCGAAUAAAAAUAAGAUUUUACUAUAUUUAGAGGGGGAAGGGGUGGCUAGAUGGUGGAUGGUGGUUUUAACACUUUAGGUCAGGAAUACAUGUAAAUAGUGUUUCUUUAAUCAUGUUCCUUAAGAUAGCCAUCAACUGAAAUAUAUGUAGUCCUUGUUCAAGUCUGUGUUUGGACAUGAGUGGUAUUGAAACUGGAUGUUUAAAGCAGAUUAUCAUACAUUUGUGUAUGGCCAGGUAGAUUUAUAGAGGUACUCCUAAAUAGUCAUUAUUAAUCAAUAACGUGGCAAAUACAAGAGGGAUAAUUACAUUGAAUUGUUGGAUACAAUUUUGUGUUUUGGUGAUAAGCAUGUGAAAGGUUGCAGUUGCGCUGUAAGUCACAAAGUGUGUUAAAAAUGGAAAAGAAGCUUGUUGCACAGUAAACAAGAAAAGGAAAACAAAAAAAACAAUAUAUUAUUUUAGAACAAUCAAGACAUUGCAUGUACCAAGUCAUGUGUGUACUCCUUCUAGGGAUAUUCUGGACACUUACUGGGAGGAAAACAACAAUCUGUCAAACAGUGGGCAAGAUCUUCUGAGCAUCAACCUUUUCAGGAAACAUGGAGACAGUCUAAAAGGGAAGAAGAUAGGUCUUGUUGUCAAUGGUGAUCUCUUGGUAGGAUUUGUUUUCCAGUUGGUGUACUAACUCUAGAGUUGUAUACUGCUGAUAAGCAGUUAAAAUACAUUUUUCUUAUUAUUUUAUUUUUGUGUGAGUUUAUGUGUGUAUGUCAGUCUUUGUGUACCUGUGCCUGUCUGUGUUUGUAUGUGUUUCAUUUUGUGUUCAGCUUCAAUUAAACAAAAAGGUGUGUGUGUGUGUGUGUGUCUAUAUAUAAAUGUAUGUAUGCAUAUAAUAUGUAUGUGUAUUUUUGUGUGUUUUUUUUUUGUUUUUAUAAAGAAAAUAAUGUAACGUGAAAGGUGCAUAGUGGUGAAGCAUUAGUCAUACAGAAAGUAAUGCCUGCUUGGAGUCCAAGAGAAAAUAAAUGGCUUGACUUUUGGUCUUGACGUUUAUGGCUCCAGGAACACACGAGGGAAGAUUAAUGUCUGUAAUUCCAUUUUUUUUUCUUUAGGGUCGAAUUUUGGGCACCUGUAAAAAAAAACAGGACAAGAUCUCACUUUUUAACAGACUAGCGGAUAAAUAUUUCAAGAGAGAGCAAACUCAGUACCAAAGUGAGGAGAACCUGAAGGAAUGGGCAUUUGUAGAUUUGGCAUCCCAGUGUCAAGCUGUUAUCUGCUGCCGGGUCACACCGAAACAAAAAUCUAUGGUUGUUCAGCUUGUAAAGAGAUACAAACAGGUUACCACCUUGGCCAUUGGAGAUGGGGCCAAUGAUGUCAACAUGAUAAAAAGUAAGAUAGAACUAAAAGAUUACGCAUACCUUUUAAAGAAAUCUUGUGUAUAAGGAAUAUUAGCUACAGAUAUUUCCCUCAAUUUAUCUUAAUUUGCACCAAAUAGCUAGUAUGUUAUAUAUUAAGGACCCUUAGGAGUACGAAUUAAGUGGAAAAAUUUGGUAAAUUAAUAUGACGUACCAAAGUAAAAAGAGUGUUUUCACUGUCUACCUUUUAUUCCAAAUCACUCCGGUCUCACUAUGUCUGGCUCCUCCUGGCUCCACCAGAUCAUCAGUCUUUAUUUAAAUUCACAUUAAAGUAACACCAGGCACCAAAACAACGUUAUCUAAAUUAAGUUGUUAUGGUGCCAGGAGACCCCCGGAGCCUGGAGUGAUCCUUUAAGGUUUUUUCAUGCUGCAGAUGCAAGACAGUGCAUUACAUUAUCUACUUUUUUUGUACUACUGGCCAGAGAUGUACUAAUCAGUAGAGAUGUGUAUUGUGGAUGCCUGUUACUGAUUCCAGCUUGGUCUAGUCUCAGAUUGAGAAGUAGAGCUUGUUAGUGGUCAACAGCGAUGUCACUUUUUUUACUUUUCCAGAACAUGAGAAAACCUCAUGCAGUAAAAGGCAGACAAAAUAAGCAUCUCAGUCAUCUAGUUGCUAACUCCAAAGUGAGGAGAAUCUGAGAUAAUGAACAUUUGUAGAUUUGGCAUUCCAAUGUAAAGCUGUUAUCAACUGGAGGAGGAGAACACUACAAUAAAAAGAUAAAGUACCUUCUAAACUAGUAUAAAUUAUAAGCUACAGAUACCUGGUACAUAAUUUAGGUCUCACCAUAUGUAUAUACUAUACACACAGUGAUAGAAGUUGAAAUUGCUUUCAGUAAUGCAUUGCAUUUAAUUCUUAUGUAGUAAAUUUUUAGAAAAUGUAUUUUCAUAUCAUGGGUGCAGGAAACCGAAUACAAAACAAAGUAUAUUAGCUAUGGGAUCCCCCAAAAUAACUGCCAUAGUCUUUUACAUUAUCUAAAUUGGUUUUGAGUCAUGGCCUGUAGAACGUGGGUUUCUGAUUUACCUUAUUAAUGAAAUAUGUUUUUUUUUUUCUUUUUUUUUUAAUUCUUUAUUUUUACUCAACAGACAUAGCAAGUGAGCAUCAACUUUUGGGCUUACGCAGAAGCCAAUUUGAAUAUAAUUUUUGGUAUUGUCAUGCAGUUCAAACAAUACAAUACAUGCCCAUUCUUGAUGAAACCAUUAGGGUCUGCCGUCCAUUAAGGGUUUUUAUAUAUGUAAUAUAAUUCCCCAUUGUUUCGGCUCGACAGGAGUAAUCAAAUGUGCAUUAGUAAUGUCGCUUGCGCAGAAGCAAACUUUGGUAUUACAUUUAAGUGUAUAAUAUGUUCCAUUUGAACCUUGUGGUAUUUUUCUUGACAUCUUUAACGUCAGUUUCCCAUUGAUAGUUUUAUAUUUUUCAGGCUUCUAGGUAUAUCAAUAGGAGUCCUAGUCCAAGAUCUGUAUUAUAUUUCUAGGUCUCCCAUUUCCUUCGUUAUGUUGACCAUGCCUGAAGGGGUUUAUAUACGAAAUAUAUAUUAAAUCAGGAAAGGAAUCUUCCCGUUAGGAGUCGGGAAGUGAGAGAAAGGAGAGUAGAGAGAGAGAGAGAGACUGAGUAGAUAGUACGAAAGAAAAGAAAAUAAGAGAAUGGGUGCAGCAUCCGGGAAGCGGCGAGAGAGAGGCUAGGGGGCGAGAGCCGGGGGGACAAAGGGCACUUCCAGGACCCCUUAUGCCAUGCGUGAUGACUUUAUCCCCCGGUAGGAGGGGAACCCCCAUUACUAGGUCACCUUUACUUCUCCAUUUCAGUCUUAUCUGUCUUCCCUGGAUCCCACUACACUAUUAUCCCAUGGCUCCCAAAGUCUUAGAAAUGUUUCUGUCGAUCCCUUCACUCUUGCUGUCAGGUCGUCCAUUAUCCUACAUUCGCGGAUCCUGGAUAUCACUCCCGAAAACUCUGGCCCGUCUGGUGAUAUUGUUCCUCGCGCGCUUAGAGUUAUUUUAUGGAUUAGUUUCUGCUCCCUCCUGGUCCAUCCGUCUAUAGACCUAUUUAGUAGGUAUACCCACGGAUCCCUGGCUAGGGGCCUGUUAAAUAUUUGUUUCAGUAGAUCUUCAACUGCUUUCCAAAAUCUAACAAUUUUCGGGCAUUCCCACCACAUGUGGAGGUAAUCCAGCAAUCAUCUGUAUCCAUUUUGUGCAUUUUAUAUAAUUUUACGGGAGUGGUAUACCAUCUAAGCAUGGUUUUCCACGUCUGUUCUUGUAGCGUGACACAUAUAGAAGCGUUUUUAUUUGCUUCCCAUAUUUCUUGCCAUUCAAUUCCUUCUAGCUCUUCUCCCAGUUCUGUUUCCCAUUGGUUGGUAUAAGCAAGCCGUCCCCAUUCUUUGGUUUCUGUGCUAAGGUGAGCGUACAUCAGUGUUAUCAUGCCCUUGGGGGCCAUCCCGUCUAGGCAUAGUUUUUCAUAGAAAGUCAUUCCUCCCUGAGCUGCUGCCUUUAUGUGUGGUUUCCAUGCAAACAGGGGCGUACCUAGAGCAUUUGGCACCCGGGGCGGAUACUGUGCUUGGCACCCCCCCAAAAAAAAAACCUGUAAAAAAUGUUAAAGGUUUUCUUUAAUUAAUCCACACUCCUUAAUUAAACCAUACCCCUUAAUUAAUCCACCCCGCUUAAUUGAUACACACACCCUUAAUUAAUCCACACUAAUUAAUCCACCCCCUUAAUUAAUCCACUCCCCCAUAAUUAAUCCACUCCCCCAUAAUUAAUCCACACUAAUUAAUCCACCCCCCAUAAUUAAUCCAUCCCCCCUUAAUUAAUACACCCCACUUAAUACACCCCCAUAAUUAAUCCCCCCUUAAUUAAUCCACCCCCCUUAAUUAAUCCACUACCCAUAAAUAAUCCACCCCCCCUUAAUUAAUACACCCCAUAAUUAAUCCACCCCCCAAAUAAUUAAAUCCACCCCCCACUAUAAUUAAUCCACACAUAAUUAAUACAUCCCAAUAAUUAAUCCACUAAAAUUGAUACACCCCCAUAAUUAAUAUACACCCCCCAUAAUUAAUACUCCCCAUAAUUAAUACACCCCAUAAUUAAUACACCCCCCCUCCUUUCUCACCCCCCUUUCUCCUCUCUCACCCCCUCUUUCUCCCCCCUUUCUCCUCUUUCUCCCCCCCUUUCUCCUCUUUCUCCCCCCCUCCCCUUUCUCAUCCCCUUUCUCCUCUUUCUCAUCCCCCCUUUCUCCUCUCUCAUCCCCUUUCUCCUCCCCUUUCUCCUCUUUCUCCCCCUUCUUCUCUUUCUCACCCCCCUCCCCUUUCUCAUCCCCUUCCCCCUUUCUCAUCCCCCUUUCUCCUCCCCCCUUUCUCCUCCCCCCCUUCUUCCUCUAUCCCCCCCCUUUCUCCUCUUUCUCAUCCCCUUCUCCUCUUUCUCAUCCCCUUUCUCCUCUUUCAUAAUCCCCUUUGUCCUCUUUCUCAUCCCCCCCUUUCUCCUCUUUCUCAUCCCCCCCACUUUCUCCUCUUUCUCACCCCCCCCCUGUAUAGUCGGCGGGUACAGGUAGCUUUUGUUUCCUGUACCCGGACGGACUAACAGGAAGUGCACACACUGUGUGCACUUCCUGUUAGUCCGGUCGGGUACAGGAGACAGAUGCUCCCUGUACCCGCCGACUAUACAGGGCUCGGCCACGCUACAGGGAGGGAGUGACAGGAGGGAGCGCUGAGCGCUUCCCUCCUGUCAGCCUCUCCUCAGGCUGCGCCCGGGUGGUGCGGUCCGCCCUCAUGGAUGCACCGCCCGGGCAAAGCUGCAGCCGCCUAAGGCUCACUACAGAGCGCUCGGUCGGUUGCAGCAUGGGGGGGGGCCGGCGGGGCUGGUCAUGGCACCCCCCACCCUGGUGGCACCCGGGGCGGACCGCCCCCUCCGCCCCCCCCUUAGUACGCCACUGCAUGCAAAGUCUCGGAUCUGAAUAUAUCUUACAAUCGAUCUUGUCCUCCUCUUCACGGGGACCUCGGUGUUCCGUCUCUUGUGCUCCUGUCCACUGCCGGGCACGGGACGGCGUUGAAGUCCCCUGCCACAUAGGUCAUGCCAUGCGGGAGUGAUGAGAUUUUCUCCCGGAGCGUGUUCCAGAACGAGGGGUCCGGUUGGUUCGGAGCAUACAUGUUAAUCAGGUGAAUGGUAUGCGAGUAUAAAAUGCCCGAGAUGAUAACGUAUCGGCCUUCUGGGUCUGUUUCCUGGGCCAUGUUUUGUUUUUUCAUUUGAUUUUGCUUAAUGAUAGUAGCACUACUACUUACAUAAUCUAGUAGUUAAAGGGCCACUAUAGACAUCAGAACAACGUUAGCUUAAUGGAGUGGUUUUGGUGUUCAAAUUUCUGUCAUUUAAGAGUUAAAUUACUUUGUUUAUGCAGCCCUAUCACAAGUACCUGCAUGUGACUUACACAGUCUUCCUACAUACUUCCUGUAAAGAGAGCUCUAAUAUUUAAAUGUCAUUUAUUGCACAUUGUGUUUAAUUUAGAAUUUAUUAUCUUCUGCUCAGGUAACAAUGAGAAAGAAAGAAAGAAAAACGCCUAAACGUCUAAUUGAGAGUUAAAUAUAUUUUUUAUGCUGGAUGUGUCAGUCACAGCCAGGGGAUGCAUAAACAGAAACAAAUGUGAUUUAACUUCCAAAUAGAGAAUUGAUCAGUAUAGGGCAUGAUCUAUACACCAAAACAGAUUCAUUAAGCUAAAGUUGUUUUGGUGCAUACAGUAUCCCUGAUAAGCAACAUAAACAGGAGGCUCUGCAGUGGGCCUGUUAUUGUUCAAUUUCUUAUUGUACCCCUGUUAAACUAAAGGCAAACCUGGCCAUCUGGUGAAUAAUUCCUAUUUUCACUGUUAAAUAAAAUAAUUAUCUACUGCUCAAAUCAAAAGCUACUCCUGCUCAGAACCCUAUCUUCCUUUCUCUCUUAGCUGCCGAUAUUGGAGUUGGAAUAAGUGGUCUAGAAGGAACACAAGCUGUCCAGUCCAGUGACUAUGCAUUGGCUCAGUUUUGCUACCUUCAACGUCUUCUCUUUGUCCAUGGACGGUGGUCUUACCUCCGCAUUGCCAAGUUCUUACGUUAUUUCUUCUACAAAACCUUUGCCAGUGUCCUCAACAAUGUGUGGUUUGCCUUUUUCAAUGGAUUCACAGCUCUGGUAAAUAAAUUCUAUGUAAUCACAUCAUUUUAAUUAAAAUAUACAAUUUGUAUAUAUUAAUAUUCAAAUUAAACAUUCUAUGAUGUAAUGUGAUACUUCUGCAAAAGCAGAAAAUUCAAUUUUGUACUUUGAUAUAAUGUUCAAAAAGUGGUUUAAAAAAGUCAAAUGUGUUCAACCUUUUUUCCUAAAUUCAACAAACCCAGUUGCUGAAAUGAAUCUGGAUAAAACAUGUUCCAAACUAUGGAAAUGUUUAUAAUCGAAUCAUGCUCUCGGGGCAAUUUACUAAAGAGCAGAUUUGCAAAUUCAGGCAAAAUUUCAGUUGAACUUAUUUCCCUCAGUUUUACCUGAAAUUCACUAUAUUUACUAACCGCUGAAUAUGACCAAACUGGCUCUGCCAGAUUAAUUUGAAUUUAUCAGGAUUGUAUAUGAAGGAUUGAUGAAUCUUUAAAGUAAUUGCUCAAUAAUCAAUUUCCAAACUAGCAUCAGCAAGAACAAAGAACGUAAUAUACACGUAUCAGCCACAACAUUAAAACCACCUGCCUAAUAUUGUGUAGAUCCAUCUUGUUUUGUUAAACAGCUCUGAUAUGUGUAGGCAUGGACUCCACAAGACUUUUGAAUGUGUCCUGUGGUAUUUGGUAUAAGACAAGACUACAAGAUGCGAGGUGGGACCUCCAUGGAUUGGAUUUGUUGCUCCAGCACAUACCACAGGAGCUCAUUUGGAUUAAAAUCUGGAAAAUUUUGAGACCAACUCAGCACUUUGAACUCUUUGUUAUGUUCCUCAAACCAUUCCUGAACCAUUUUUGCAGUUUGGCAAGGUGAAAGAGGUCACUACCAUCAGGGAACACCAUUGCCAUGAAUGAAUUUAUGUGGUCAUGGUAGGUGGUGUGAUAAACUCACUAUUUAUCAUGUUCUAAAGACAUUUCCCUCCUAGUUCGGGUUAUCAAUCUACCGAACACCGACCACCCCUCUGGCACAUUAACUACAAACUAACCACAAACUUAAGUUCUUUCUCUGUGUGGCCUCCAUUCGUCUAACUGAACAACACGUGCUGUGGAAAACAGCGGCCAUCUUGUCUCCCGAACACAGACAGUGGCACUUGGUCGUCGAGCUUAUGGAACUCAAAGUUGGAUACAUCCACUUGAGAACCUUGGUAAUCUUGCGUCGACGCCUGCUUCUGUUUCCGACAAGACAAGAGAGCGCUGUUCGGUAGGAUUGUUCGCCAGAACUAGGUGAACAAUGGCUACCUAUGAGCCAAGGGAACUGUUCAUCACUUUGUUCAUUUUGGAGCUCCCGAAAGUGACCGACCACUACCACUUUUUCUCUGGAACUAAUUUCCGAGGAUAUAAUAUUUGUGUUAUGUGUAUUUUGGUGUUUUUUGCAUAAUAUUUUAUACCUCUAGUGCCUGGGAGAUAAUUAGGUUAAGCAAAAGCACUAAAGCAGGCUCUCUUAUCUCCCAAACACAGAGGCGCCUGGGUGGGCUUACUGUGCAAGUGAAUGGAGUUCCCUGCUGGGGGCCUGUGUAUAUAAACAGGCCACUGGGCCAUAAUAAAACAUUCUUCUUGUACCCUUCAUCAAAUCUUGGCUAAUGUUUGGGUAUACCAGAGCUAUAAUCACUAUUUCACCUGGGGACUCAGGAGAUUUACAAUGGAUAUACUCAGUCAGAGUAUAGGAGAUCCAUUACAGGUGGGACGUGUCAAAGUAACAUCCUCAUGAAUCCCAGGACCCAAGGUUUCCCAGGACAACUUUGCCUCUGCCAGCCUGCUUUCUUCUCAUGAAAUCUCUUCCCCAGGUAAACAAAUCACACACCUGGCCAUCCACCUGAUCUAAUAAAAAAUGUGAUUCAUCAGACCGGGUACCCUACAUCCAUUGCUCCGUGGUCCAAUUCUAAUGCACACUUCCCCAUUGAAGGUGCUUCCGGCAGUGGACAGGGGUCAUCAGGGACAAUCUGACCAGUCUGCGGCUGCAAUGUACUGUGUGUUCUGACACCUUUUCAUCAUGGCCUGUAUUACAUUUCAGAAAUUUCAGAUAUUUGAACUACAGUAGCUCUUCUGUGGGAUCGGACCAGAUGAGCUAGCCUUCACUCCCCAUGUUCAUCAAUGAGCCUUGGAUACCCUUAACCUUGGUAUUAGUUUACCGGGUGUCCUUCCUUGCACCACUUUUGGUAGGUACUAACUACUGCAACCCAGGAGCAGCCCACAAGACCUGCCGUUUUGGAGAUGCUCUGACCCAGUCGUCUAUCCAUUACUAUUUGGCCCUUGUUAAAGUCCCUCAGAUCUUUUUGCUUGGCUAUUUGGCCUGCUUCCAACACAUGAAAUUCAAAACUACCUGUUCACUUGCUCCCUAAUAUACCCCACCCCUUGACAGGUGUCAUUGUAACAAUAUAAUCAAUGGUAUUCACUUCACCUGUCAGUGGUUUUUAAUGUUGUGGCUGAUCAGUGUAUAUACAUGCUGUAUGGAACCCAAAUUAACCUCUUGUUCUCAGGUACAAGCUAAAGUGUGGUUCAUCAGCUCUAAUAAAAAUAUUGGAACCGCUGUCCAUGACUCAAAAAAGCAAACUAUUGCUGUUGAUAUGACUGUUUUCCUAUGAGAUUUCCAUACAAUGUUCAUGUCCUUAGUCUUUUGGAAAACUUGGGUUUUAUUGCAUAUGUUUAAAAAAAAAAAACCCAUUACUUUCUUAUUAUUAGUGUUCAGUGACAAAGUGGUUAGAGUAGUAUAGGUGCUUUAUAAAAGACCGAAUUAGAAACUUUUGUUCAUCCCUUGUUCCUUUCUAAGUGGAGAGAGAAUAUCAGUAUUUUGUUCUCCUGUAGCCCAUGGAUCAGCGCAGCUAAGAGGAAUAGGCCUUGACAGAGCCAGGAGGUAGGCAUAGCAGCCACAGGACGUUAGUGACAGCUAGCAUGCUGGGUAGGGCGGAGCCAUAAGGGGAGUAUUUAUACCAGCCAUUAUAUGAAGGGGCCAUUUUAACUGAACCUAAACUUACCUGUCAGUUGUCCCUCCCACCCUCCCUGUAUUUGGUUAGGUUAGUUGAUUUCCCGUUUUUUCACAGUGGCGGAGAAUGUCCUGGUUAAAUCGAAGGGUAGAUGGAGGAGAAAGUGGGCAUCCUGAGGUUUAGUGUGGAUUGGGCAGUGUUGCACGUGGUUGGUAGGUUCGAGCCCGUCGGUGGCUCCGAACCUGGGGAUGUGGUGGUGUCUUGGUACACCCUACACUGGAACUGGUGGGUAGCGGUGUCUUGGUACACCAUUACAAUGGAUAUGGUGGGUAGCGGUAUCUUGGUACACCCCUACAAUCGAUAUGGUGGGUAGCGGUGUCUCGGUACACCCCUACAAUUUAACCUGUUGGAAAUGUGGUCAUAUUGGGCGGCCAGUUUCUAUAUUAACAUGUUAUUUAGAUUGUUAUCUAUUUUAUUAUUGUGGGGUCAUUGCUAGGGGUAUGUUAUGUAUAUGGGGCAUGUUAACUUUAAUAAGAUUUGUUGGCAAUGACCCCAUUUGUUAUUCCUUAAAGGGACAUUAUAGUCACACAGACCACUUCAGCUCAAUGAAGUGGUCUGGGUGCCAGGUCCCUCAGGGUACUAAAGUGUUCCCUUAAUUAUUUUAUUAAAAAUGUAAUAAAGCUGUGGACUAAUUAUUUCCAACAGUAUAACCUGUGUCCGUGUUUUAAUGGUGGUUUGGGUAAGGUUAGCGCAUAUGCCGGCAAAUCCGACUGUGCAUCUGUCAAGUCCCAUGACAAUGUAAAACCAUUGACAUGUCAUUAUUUGUAAGUCGCAGUUGCAAAUAUACUGGUCCGGUUCAGAUUCUUUUUCCCAUCACUUUGAGACUCAUCGCUGCAGCAUUGAAUAUUGUAAUAUUAUGACAGAUGGGCAGGUUGUACAUAUAUACUGAGGCUUUAGGAUUUAUUUUCUUGUUUUACUUUUAAAGUAAAGCCAGAUUUGGGGAGAAACUUUAAAAUUGUGUUAGCACACAGAAGUCCUUGAGGCAAACAUUAUUUCCUUUCACAUUAUUUUACAUUGAAUCCAAAUGAAAUUUGGUAUUUAGAAAUGUAGAUAUUCCUUAUUGUUACAUAUGCUUGUGGUGUAAAACCAUUAAUUCAUUUAACAAACCAUCUAACAUCAUCAAUCUCAUGUUGACUAAAUCUAUGGUAUUGCUAUAUAUUUUUUUAAACGUAACAAUCUGUGCUUUUGUCUAACUACCUUCCCUUCUGGCUAGAAAAAUCUAUUCUUAUAUUCAUAUUAAUGUGUCAAUUAACAACAUUUUAAGUUUUAUCAAAUUUUUUAUGACAUAUGAUAAACAGAAGGCUUUGAAUUCUUAAGGUGAAAUUCAAAUCUUGGUUCUAUUUUGGCAGAAACGCUUACCAAAUGAAAAUCAUGUGGUUCACUCAAAUCCAAAUCUAGCUACAUCUUAGAUUACUGCUUGGUUUUAAGUGUUGAGAUAAAAUUCUAAAGGCACAAAUAUGAUCAAAUUAACAGUUUCUUUUCUUUGUCAUUUAGAUGGUGUAUGACAGCUGGUUCAUAGCAUUUUAUUCUGUAAAUUUCACAGCGUAUCCAGUGCUAUCGCUUGGAUUAUUUGAACAGGUACGUCUUCUAAUGGAUCGUUUCAGAUUUGAGAAGUUAGAAACAGAAUAACAUCAUCAGUCAUUAUCUGUCAUUACAUAUUUCUCACUCCUUUUAGUUAUGACCUCCUGGCCUUCAUACAUUUAAGACAGGUCAAAAUCCUUAAAGGACCACUUCACACCCAUAAAGCACUUUAGAAACUAGCACUUUUAUAAUUAAAUUGUGAAAUACCCCAAUGGCUAUCAAUCAGACCGCUAUGGCGGUUUGCUUCCUUCCUCCUCCCAUUAGCUCCCCUGAAUAACGGAAGUGGCAGGCGGGCUCUACUUAAAGCCAUCUGCCUUCUCUCCCAUUGCUCCUCUAUAGAUCUCACAGAGGCAUUCUUCAGCUCAUCCACAGACCUCAGAUUAGACACAUGUGCACGAGCAGACGCCCGCGAGCACAGAGGGCACAGAUUCAGAGGAUUCUUAACAGGAAAUGAUUAUUUUCCCAUGAAGAGCCUGAAACUCUCUUCCAGAGAAAGAGGCAUUCAGAAGAACUGCAGCUUUUGCAAGCUCUUUAAGAUAUACCUCCUAUGUCUACAUGCAUAAUUAAAUGUAUGCAUGUAUGUUUUGUGGGGUACAUCUACUAAAAUGUGAUCUAUCAAUUUAUCAUUAUUUUUAGUAUGGAGUGGUAAUUUAAAGCAUUUUUACUGGUUGUUUUGAUUCGAAAAUUUGUUUGUUAGUUUUUUGACAGGCCAAUAUAUGAAAACUUAGAAUGCCUUAAAACCAUAUCAUCUGCAAUAAGCCCUCUUUAACUGCUUUGCAGACUCUCAGGGGCAUCUACGUGACAGACAAUGAUUGUACAACAAUGAAUAUAUAUAUAGCCAGAGGUUGACAGGAACUUUUUACCCAUAGAGUCCCCUUUCAUCUCCAUCCAAUAAGUAGGGAGUGGUUUGCUGCAUUAAACAAACAAAGAAACCCUGUGUGAACGCUGCUUGAGAUGAGGGAAUCUCAUCUACAGCUUUGCUCCUUAGAGCAUCGGAUUAUUGUCCCAAGUUAGUCAACCAACUCCUUCCAAUCCCCGGAGGACCUGGAGGCCUCUACUCCCAACCCAAUGUGAGGAUUGGUAAAAAGAAUAGUAUAGUUGGUGAGUGCUAGCACAAUAUACACUCACAGACCACGCUACUAGGACCCAUUGGUCACUGAAAAAGUAGUUUUAGAGAAGUCACUCAUAGGACAUUGGGCCUAGAUAAACCCUAAUCCAUACUAUAAGGAGACAUCUUUACAGUGAUAUAUGUACUCAAUGGAAGCUCCCACACCAGCCCUAUUACAGAGGGUUUAUUAAUUAUUCAGCACUCCUGAGGUAUAUUGCUCCCCCGUACAAAGUUUGAGGGGAGACUUUUCAUAUAGCCUUUCUGGUUUCAUAGAGGGUUCUGGAACCUUCCUUUUUGUUAUUUUCCCCGCCUUGCACACAGGAUUGGAAAUGAGAGAGGACACUUUUUGGGGGGGUUCCUUUUUGUUUUGGAACAUUCAGCAUUAGUUUUAUUCCUUUUAGUGCAACAGAUUAGGGUGGUGACAUGCUGCACCCGGCAUUAAUGAUCAGAUAAUUAGUAAAAUUAGGUUAUUUUUUUUGCAGGGGCAGCUAAAGUUGUAUUUUUGUAGCAAUUGAUGUAUUUUUUUUGUCUUUUUUUACAUCUUCUAUUUUUACUCUCAGGAUGUGAGUGCAAAAGUGAGCCUGAAGCUGCCUGAAUUGUACAAAGUGGGGCAAAUCGGUUCUCUCUUCACCUACAAGUUGUUUUGCUGGUCGCUUUUGAAAGGAAUCAUGACAUCAUUGGCAACAUUUUUCAUUACAUAUGGGGCGUUUGUAGAUGCUGCUGGUCCCGAUGGUAUCUGUGAUUACCAGUCAUUUGCAGUAACACUGGCCACGUCUGUCCUCCUGGCUGUCACUUUGGAGGUAAAAUUAUUAGCCUUAGCACAAGUUUCAUUUAAAAUUUAAAUAACACAGGCACUCUGAGUAGUGACAGAUAUUUAUAAGUCAGCGAGAUAAAUAAACUUGACACUGGGUAGAAAUAUUUCUACCCUUCUAGAAAAAAAACACAUCAGCCAUGCAUGAUUGUCAAAGGAGCUGUGUGCCACCAAAGGAAACCAAAAUAGCAGGAAGACAGGAUAUUUAGAACGGUACCAGGGUAAUUGCUUCACAACAAGCAAAAGUUAAUGGACAAAUGUUACCUCAAACCUAUUUUUCUAUUAUAAUUAUCUUUCAUCAAGUUUUGAUUGAAGUUUUUAAUCAAGUCUAUGUAAAAACAAAUGCAUCCAUAAAUGCAUUAUAUUACUGGAUCCUUGAGUCAUAUACAUACACCUUUUGUCUACAGUGUUUGAAAACCAACAGCUAGUCUCUAUGGUCUUCCCUGCUGCUGUGCAGGGAGUUAAGAAGGAAAGACCACAUAAACUAAAUCUUGGUUUUCAAACACUGUUUGACCCAAGAUGCAUGUAUACGGCUGAAGGAUCCUGUCAUAUACUAGGUAGGAGAACUGGGUGAAAGUGUUGUGGUCAGAUGAGACCAAAAUCGAGCUCUUUGGCAUUAAUUCAACUCGUCGUGUUUGGAGGAGGAGGAGGAGGAGGAAUGCUACCUUUGACCCCAAGAACACCAUCCCCACCGUCAAACAUGGAGGUGGAAACAUUAUGCUUUUGGGGUGUUUUUCUGCUAAGGGAACUCUCACUGUUAAAAUACACCUACCAUUAAAAUUAUAGACUGACCAUUUCUUUGUCAGUGGCCAAACGUUCAAAAUCAGCAGGGGAAAAAAUACUUUUUUCCCCUCACUGUAUAUAUAUGUGUGUGUAUAUAUAUAUAUAUAUAUAUAUAUAUAUAUAUAUAUGUAUAGCCACUCUCAUUUACCCAGCUGGAAUAAUAACCUGGCCAAGAGCUGGUCACCAUGGAUGUGAAGACCUGGAAACUACUCACUAUGAAUGGAGGAUUCCACCCGAAAUCCAGCACCCAGAGACUGUAAACCAGCCGCAGGAAAAGAGGCUGGGGCCCGCUGAGUGUCAAGGCCACAGUCCUGGUUGAAACACAGAGCAUCCACAAGUAUAUCACAAAGAUUGCUUCCAAAGACAACAAGAGAUAGAGCAUGCAGAGUAGUUCCAUAGCAAGACAAACCUCUCUAUGGCAGAUAGUGCAUGUGGCUCAUAUUACUAAAUCUUAUGAGUGGUUGGGAAAUGCAGGACUGAAAGACAACACUGUUGCUCUAAUUCUAGCAGCACACGAACAAUCACUCAGCACCAAAUCAUUAGAAGCGAGGGUCUACCACAUCAGGUAGACUGUGCAAAUAGGACUCUGAGACAAUCCAGCACAUAGUAGCUGAGUGCAAGAUCUUAGCAUGAACAGCAUACAUUGAGAGGCACAACCAAGUUGCUGGGAUUGUGUACCAAAAUAUAUGCACAUGAUAUGGGCUGGCCCUGCCUAAGUCCAGAUAGGAAAUACCACAAUAGGUUGUUGAGAAUGACAAGGCUAAGAUCCCGUGGGACUUUCUGAUCCAGACAGUUUUAAAGAUGCUCUGACCCAGUCGUCUAGCCAUCACUGUUUGAAUCUUGUCAAAGUCACUCAGGUCUUUUCACAUGCCCAUGUUUCCGGCUUCCAACACAUGAAAUUCAAGAACUGACCGUUCACUUGCUGCUAAUUAUAUCCCACACUUUGAGAGGUGCUAUUGUCACGAUAUAAUCAACGUUAUUCAUUUCACCUGUCAGUAGUUUUAAUGUUGUGACUGAUCAGUGUGUAUAUAUAAUUUAGAAAUUUCCUUUCAAAACUCGAUGAAUAGAUUAUUAUAUUAAAUAUAGUUUUGAGGUCACAAUUGUCCUUUUAAUGUUGACAUUUGUACACAGGUAAAGGAGUAUUGAUGAUUCAAUUGCACCAGCAUAAAAUAGAGGUACAUUCCUAUGUAUUGUUUGAUAAUUAGCAACAUGUUGACGGGUGAUGAGCCAUUAAUGAUGCUGAAGCCAUCAAAAUCACACUUUUAUUAUCCUUUUCAACAACAUCUUACUAUUAUCAAUUCAGUAGCAAAGGAUCCUACACCUUAUAUUUUAAACAGUGACACUUCACACGAUCACAGUCCUUCCUAGGAAGAUGUAUCAGUAUAUUAAUGGAAUCAUUGGAGACUCUGAAAAUUCCUUUUUGUUGUUGAAUUCACUAACAUAAAACCAAUACCCAGGAACUUUUUUAAGUGUAUAUAGUUUUAAUUCUGCUUGUGUGUAAACAACCCCUACCCAAGCUGAUGAUGUUUGCAAACCAUUUCACCAAACUUAUAGUAAGGUUACUUGUUAAGCUAGUAAAGUACAGAUCAGCAAUGUAACAACAAAAUAACAUAGCAAAAUUGAUAAGAAAACAUAUACACAUGUACACAAUAUCCAAGUACUCUAUUUGAAUAUACAACAAAAACAUAAAACAAAAUAAAUAUAAUAGCAUAUCAAUGCAUUUUUUUGCACACAACAGGUUAAUAACACACGUUACCUUUUAUCAUCACUACUGACCUAUAAAAUGGGUCAAAGUGGCAGGUCAGAUCUUUCCAACAUGGACCCUUUUUGUUUGUUAUUAACCUCAUGACCUCUGAACAUCGAUAUAGCAUUACUGGCUAAAAAAACUGUUGUGACGUUUUUGGAUUGUGAUCAGCUGAAAAAAACACUUGUGCAAUGCUGUCUGAAAGUCAGAAAAUGUUAUUGAUCAAAUACUGAUGCUGGAUUGUAAUUUAUCCCAUAAAUGCUUAAAUUUAUCCCAUAAAUGCUUAUUUCGGCCAGGAUUCAGGGGAUGCACAGUGGCAAUUGCUCUCAUAGACAAAGCCGAGUACCAUGUCAUUUACCAUGCCUACAUAUUUAUAUUUACUGCUUAAGAGAAGGCAAUUAUUCGACUUUCUUCCUCCUUCUAACAAGUCGGCAGUGCAGAAGCUGUUAGAGGUGAAUGGGCAGGAAUAUGUGACACCAUCACUAAAACCCUGCACAACCUCUUCUAAUGCUUGAAUAUGAGAUUCAGCUUGCUAAUCUAUUAACAUAGAGGAGAGCCUCCAAACAGCACAUCUAGAUAAUAUUGGCUUUUCUGGCUUUGACUCAUGGCAUUCCCUUUGACUAUGCAUCCUCUGUAUCUCUGACCUCAACUUGUCCUAUCAUAUUGCUGCCAUUCUGUUAGCCCUUGACCUCAACUUGUCUCUGACUAUUCUUUCCUUCUACAGGCCUAUCUCUAUCACUUUACUGUAAAGUGUUAAAGGGACAUUAUAGUCAUUGAACAACUACAGCGUAAUGUAAUUGUUCUGGUGACUAUAAUCAUUGCCUGUGGGCAUAAAGAGAAGAGGCAGUGUUUACAUUGCCCCCUAGGGACACUUCCAAGUUGCCACUUCUCAGAUGUCCACUGGAGGUGCUUCCUGUGGCAGUGCUGCACAGUAGGCAGCACUGCCGUUUAGCAUCUCCACACUCUGCAUGGAGACACUGAAUUUUUCUCUAUGAGGAGUAUGAUUGUCCAAAAUGGAUUUUGACCCUAUAGUGUUCCUUUAAUUACAAGACGAUGUCUUUAUUUAUAUUACCCUUUCCAUUUUCUGUAUAUAAUAAAGAAUAACUUUUAAGAUUUAUUUGUUAAACAAUCAGUUUGGGUGAAUUGAAAAUUGCAAAUUGUAGGCCAAAAUUUUAGAGUUGUAAGCUGUUUAAGCGUAAGGUUUGCAAUGUGAUUUUGCUAAUCCAAAUCCUUUCACACUACAAAGAAAUCAUUGCUUAGUAAAUAAGCCCAAUGAUGGCCUUGAUUACAUUUCCGCCAUUAAUGUUUAUUGACAGUUUAUCGAACCUGAUUAGUCUGGUAAUGGUUCAAAACUAUUUAAUUGCUACUAUUAGCAGCUUAUAUGGAGAGAGGAAAUGUCUAUUCGAAUAAUAAUUAUUUUCUGAAAAUAUCAAAGUUGAUAUUAUAAUUAGCAUUGGAAAUAUAAGUUUCAGCAAUUCAAUUCUAUCUAUCAAGGACAUAAUCCUUGUAAAUAUCUACAGCAAACGGUUGUUGAUAAAUGCAUUUUUUGUCUAUUAGCACUAGCAGCCAGCAGGCAAAUAGUUUUUUUUUUUUUUAAAAGCAUGUGGGUAUCAAUAUGACCCCCAUUAACACAAUGGAGAUUCAACAACUCACACAUGCUCCACUCCGCCACUAAAAUGUAAUCAAAUUUUGCACUUUUAUAAAUUAACCUUGUUAUAUCCCCCUUGCUGUCAAUCAGACAUUCGGACCUGUUACUUCCUGGUUUGAUUAUCUCAGUGGAGCCAAACUCAAGAGGCAGCAAAUGCCCAGAUAACCUGCCUUGCAAAGUCUUCUCAUUGAACUGCAUUGGGAAGUCUGUGAUAGAACAGUCACAGAAAACCUGGGCAGGUUAGAAGAGGAGGACUUGCACAGGCAGCAGACAAGAGAUCUCUAGGUUUUGCAAGCUGUUUUUAGAUCUGCCCAUAAUGAAAAAAAAGCUUAAUUUAAUGCAUGCAUGUUAUCAUUUGGGGAAUAUCUAAUUCUCAAUGAUUUUUAAUUUUAUUGGAUAUUGGCAAUAGAGUGUCCCUUUAAGGAAGAUUGGAUUCAGUUGCAUCAUUAUUAAUGUUGUCUUCAAUCCAUGUGAAAUAAUACAUUAUAUUUGUUUGCAACAAGAAUAUUACAGAUUAUGUACUGAAUGACAGUACCUUCCUAUAAUGGGAUUCCUACAAUAGAUUGACUCAUUAAAAAGUGAUUUAUAAUUGUCAGCUAUGGUUCCCCCAAUAACAUGACCUAUAAGACGUGGAACCAUUGCAUUUGCAAUUUCCUGUGUGUGUUUAUUAUGGCCAUUUAACCUAUGACAAUUUUAUCAUUCUCCUUUUCCCUGUCAAUGUACAUAUUCCAUUCAUCUACAAAUAUUAUUUUCAUGUCUUAUAUUGCCACCUACCGGAAUUUUAUCUAAAGAGACGUGGAAUUUUUUUUUAUUAUAAAGAACGCUUGGUUGGUACAUGUAUAAAGCACAUAAAUGACACAUGCAUACUGCGUUAUGCUCGGUUCCAUAAACAAUAAGCCAACGCAAGACUGGAGAUAGGCGAUGUUCCUAGAAUAAUAAUGUAAUGCUUAUUCCUCUGAGGAAUAGGAGUUAUUAUAUUAAAUGUGUAAUCAAUACUUUGCUACCCUCUUCCCAGAGGAAUUGCAAUUAUUUCUGUGUAAAUGUGAUCUGUAUUGAGUAAUGUGCAUUGUAGCGAGAAAAAAUAAAAAUAAAAUAGGGUAAAAUUUUGAUAAUUCAAAAUAAAAGAAAUGUACAAUUUCCCCAAAUGAUUGUUACAUUUUUCUGUAUGUGUAACAGCAAGUGGAUGCACUUUAUAUGUUUUACAAUGCUGCCCCUACCAGGACAAGUUUAAAAAUGCACAUCAGAGUAUAACGCUAACGUUUUGUUUCCAGUUUUAAAUACGGGUCCUCAGAUUGUUAAUGAAAUCCCAUUUCUUAUAUAGCUUUAGGAAAGUUACAUAUAAUGAUGCAUAAUUAAUGAUGGACAUUGCAUUCAAACAUGAUAUCUCAUGAUGAACAACAUUGUGAAUCAUGUUGUACAUGCAAUGAUUUUCCAAUGUUACUAUUCAUGAGCAGCUUUUGAAAAAGAAAAAAAAAACUGAAAAAUAAUUUCUAUUUGAAAAUCCCUCAGAGUGCACCUUCAUUCCUUCAAUUAUAUAUAAAAUUGUAAAAAAAAAUUACAUUAGUAACAGGUGAUUUUUAAGGCAAAAUGGAUGCUGUUUUGGAGCAAAAAUGCAAAAUAAGGAACAAUCGUCUAUAUCAGUGGUACCCAACCCAGUCCUCAUGUACCCCAUAACAGUCCAGGGUUUAGGGAUUACCCAGUUGUGUCUAAGGUAUUUUUAGAAAGAAAAAAAAAGACACAGUAGGGUAAUCCCUAAAUCCUGGACUGUUAGGAGGUACUAUAGGACUGGUUUGGGAACCACUGAUUUAGGAAACUAUUAGAAUAUUUUAAGAUGAAGCACUUUAGCUACUCAUUACCAGCUUCUGCUAACCCAGAAAUUUUUAACACCAGAUUCUGGGCUGGUGGAAAAAUGUUACCGACAGUUAAAGCCCUAUACAUCCAAUUGAAACAAAGAAAUGUUGUGCCAACUCUGUUGCCACUUUUUACUGGCCAGCCAUUACCUGCCUAUUGCUACUUGUCACAUAGGGUGAAGUGCGCGAUCUCAGGUGAGUGUUUCUGUGCAUUACCAGUAAGCCACUAAUAUGUGAGUGACUGGUAUCCAUAUCAGCAACUGUUAGUUGCAAAGAGUGAGAUCUUGGUUGGCUCUCAUUUUGCUGUUAAAACAGGUCUUUAUUAUUAUCAAUCAUGCAGGAUUUUUUUUCACAUUUUAUUUGUAAUCCAACAGAUCGCCUUUGAGAUCUCAUACUGGACAAUCCUAUCAGGACUUGCCGUUCUCAUCAGUCCAGUAUCUUAUUUCCUGCUUUCACUUUUAAUGCAAACAAAUCCACUUUUCAAAGCCUUGCCAACAGUAUUUCCAUAUGUAGGUAAGUAAGCUAAUGAAAUAUGAUUUUUAUUGUGAAAGUUUAAUUGAUUACAGUAACUUCCAUUAAAGGGAGCCUACGUAGGACUAUAUGUUUCCUGCUAUUACCGUGACCUCUGAUCAUCCUCUUGUGAAUAGAAAAAUUCGAUUUAAAUAUGUUUGAGUUACAUUGUUUAAACUAGAACCAGAAUCUCCUUUUGGGAGAGUGUGUGUCACAAAAAGGUGCUUAUAGUGAAAUAGUGUAUAGCAGCUCAGUACACUAGUGUGGAUUACCCUUUAUUCCACACACAAUUUAACACAAAGACAAAAUUGGUAUACGAUAUACAUAUACGUUAAAGGACCACUAUAGUGCCAGGAAAACAUACCCUCAGGGUCCCCCUCCCGCCCGGCUCUGGAAAGGGGUUAAAACUUACCUUUUUCCAGCGCUGGGCGGAGAGCUCUCCUCCUCCGAUCCUCCUCUUCUCCUCCCAUGCGGCUGAAUGCGUACGCGCGGCAAGAGCUGCGCGCGCAUUCAGCCGGUCACACAGGAAAGCAUUCAUAAUGCUUUCCUAUGGACGCUGGCGUGCUCUCACUGUGAAAAUCACAGUGAGAAGCACGCAAGCGCCUCUAGUGGCUGUCAAUGAGACAGCCACUAGAGGAAAUAGGGGAAGGCUUAACCCAUUCACAAACAUAGCAGUUUCUCUGAAACUGCUAUGUUUAUGAAAAAAUGGGUUAAUCCUAUCUGGACCUGGCACCCAGACCACUUCAUUAAGCUGAAGUGGUCUGGGUGCCUAGAGUGGUCCUUUAAGUGGAGCGCUAUAAGGGUUUGGGGGUUGCCCCUUAAGGUCUUGAUCGAACCGUGCAUGUCAAAUGGAUAUAUAGAAAAAUAUAGAAAGUAUGGUGCAGAUUGUAAAACACUGUGAUAAUUCAAUUAAGUAGCAGAAUGGAUCACUCAAAAUGUGUUUGUGCCAUUAGGACUUUUAACUUCAUAUAAUUGCUAUUUGUUUAUUUUGCUAUUUAUUUUAGACAUUUCUUGAAUAAUAAAUACACUAGCACUUAAAAAAGUCCAUUGAAGCCUCAGGAAUCUUCAUUGGGGGAAGUGCCAUCCCCCCUUUAUUGGCACAAAGCCUGUCACCUUAAGAGCCAGGAUCUUAAGGCUCUGAAAAAGGUGAGCUCAAUACCUAAUUUUAUUAAUUCACUGUAUUUUUAACAACUAUACUACACAUUGGAUACUUCUACUAUUUUUAUCUUUCCGGAGGAAACGCUAACAGAAAAUAGUGGUGGGAUGCUGCCCUAAAAAGCAUACAAGCCCUGUUUACUGAGCCAAUAUUAUAGGCUCUUUGAAAUGUGAGUGAUCCAUUCUGCUACUUAAUUGAAUUAUCACAGUAUUUUACAAUCUGCACUAUAUUGUACUUUUUAUAUUUUUUGUAUAUAUCCACUUGACGUGCACAGUUCGAUCAAGACCUUGAGGGGCAACCCCCAAACCCUUAUAGCACUCCACUAAAGGUAAAUGUAUAUCACAUACCAAUUUUGUCUUUACAUUGUUUCCACUGUUGCACCAUUCCUCUUCCACCUCUUUUUGUCCUCUCAAACGUUUGUCAAAGAGAAGCACUUGCAACAAGAAGUGCUUGGGCUGUAAGAGCCAUGCUUCUCCAAUAAAAUGUUGUCAUGUGAGGAGGUGACGUGUGAAAUCUGAAUCAGAUUUUGCUAUCACAGUGGAAGCACCUCUAGUGGCUGUCAGGUACAAAGCCACUAAUGAUGUGUUUGCCCGGUAAUGAAAACAUUGCUUUAUCUACUAAACAGCAAUGGUUUUUAUUGCAGAACUAAAACUGCAUUGUUAUGAAGUGGUCUGGGUGCCAAUCCUUUAAUUUCUGCCAAAGGUAACAUUUCUUGUUGAAGUUUAUAGAACAGAGUAUUUCCAUGCCUCUUUGAUUAACGCAGUUUUGACGAAUCAGCACCUCCUCAUAGAGAUGCAUUGAAUCAAUGCAUGUCUAUGAGGAAAGUUCUGCAUCCCCAUGCUGUGCAGACCUGAGCCAGGAGGCCCCUCCAGUGGCCAUCUGAGGAGUGGCCACUUGGAGGUGUCCCUAGGGGCAAUGUAAACACUGCCUUUUCUCUGAAAAUGCCUGAAGGGCUACAUUAAGCUAUAGUUGCUCUGGUGACUAUAGUGUCCCUUUAAGAACACAUUACAGGUGCAUACUUUUAGGAAAGCUAAAGAACACUCCAAUCACAACUGCCCACUAAUAUAGUUAUGAUGUCAGUAAUGCCCUGGCCUGAUGUCAUCUAAUGUCAAGUAGUCAAAUUGUGUUGUACAGUUUAACAACUUAUCUGGGUCUCGCCUCAAGCUGGAGAAUCCAGUUAGCUCUACAGAGCUAAAUAGGUCCAUGCAGAGCUGUGUUAUUGGCUGAGAGUAUCAGCCAGCCAAUGAGAGCAGUUUAGGGUUGGACUUUGUUUGCUUUAUUCUACAGAAACAUCAAGCUUCUCAUGCAGAAGACCAGAUGCUGUGUUUUCAACCAGGAAAUCCAGGUAAGUUGUUGAACUGAACUAAAACUGUUUGACUACUUACCGUGAGAUGGUGCCAAGGCAUUCCUGGCACCAUAAACACUGAAGUGGGUUUCCAAUUUACUACCAGAAAUUUUCUCUAUUUUUCCUAAAUUCAUAUCUCUAUACCAGCCAUCUCAUAUCAUAAUGGGCAAAACUGUGGGUCUUGCUUUGUUUCAAGGAAAUGACCACUAACUUGUUAAAGUGGGUGAAAUGUUCCCUAAGCAGAAUCAAUAGUAAUCAUCCACUGCUCUAUUUCUCUAUUUAUGUCUCAUUUUUGAGGGCUCACUGCUACGGUCUUAGCAUCAAGUUCAAACCUUUUUUCAGCUAACCUUCCUUACUCCAGUGCACAAACAAAGAAAGUCAGCCAUUGUCUAGAGAGCUAUGUAUGUGUCUUUCAUAACAUGGAACAAUUUAAGUUGUAUUUCUACCCUUGUGUCAUUUUUCAGAGAGUCAAUGAAUUAAGGAGCUACAGCAGCUGUAGUGGUUAAGAUGCUUGGAGAGUUAGUUUGGCAAGAUUUCUUUACUUUCUAAUUUGCAAGGAAUGUUCUACCAAUGUCAACAUUCUGUUUUAACUGGAGAUAAAAAAUAAAAAAACUCCUGAUUGAUUAAUAAUGCCCCUUAGUAAAUCUUAAGAAAAAGUCUCCACCAUUAAUGUGAAGCUUAUAUGUUUAGAAGGGGAUUAUCAUUUUAAAGAUUGGCUUUCUAUUUUGCAAUCUUUGUCAGCUUGCCUGAGACUCAAAUGUUGAAUAAUAAAAGACUAGCCAUAAUGUUUCCAAAAUCAUUCUCUUGUCUCUGGUGUCUUCCCAAAUAAGUGGAAUACUUUCACAGGUGUAGCUUUUAUAGUAAUGUUUAACUCUGCCUGCAUACAUUUAUAAAAUCAUACAUAUAUGCACACGAAUGUGAGCAUUGUGAUUGGCUAAGAUCAUUACUUCUGAUGAUGUCAGUCAAGUAGGCAGUUCAGGGGCCGAGCCAGCACCAGCAGACUGGAAAAAAGGUAAGAUUUUACUAUAUUUAGGAGGUAACGGAGGGAAGAGCAGGGGGGCUAGAUAGUGAGUGUUUCUUUAAUGUGAAUAGCACGACACCCCACAAAUGUACUGCAUUGAUAUAAUUGCAGUAUCUAUGGUACAACAUAUCAGUAUAGCAAGGUGCGGAUGGGAGAUAUGUCCUGCAAUUUGUUGUCUGUAAUGCUUAAUUUAAAUUGGGUUGAUGAUUUUAAUCUGUUGGGUCACGUUAGACAGUUUGAUAUAAUGAAUUUUAUAGUUUUGGUGAUGAUUAGCGACCACUUAGGGUUUGCCAGUUCAGGUAAAUGAGGGUUUUAGGUUUUUUCAAAACUGAAAUUUUUUUUACACUUUAAUUAUUAUUUGGGCACAGACCAUACUCUGCAUUCCAUCACUUGUUAUAUUUCAUUUAUUGUUUCACAAUAUAUCCAGUAGUUUGUAAUCAUUUUAUGUUACAUAGCCCUGUAAAAUAGACUGUUGCCUUUCAUAAAAUUGGAGCAUUGUAAUUUUGCCAUAGACGGACACAAAGUAGCUAUUGUACCUUUAUAAAGCGGGGGAGAAAGUGGGUGACUUGAUGGGAAAAGACUGUCUAUUGUUGACCCUUUAACUGGUUCUGUACUAAAACUAAUGGGUAUACAUACUUUAGUACAAUGUUAGAGGUACCUGCAAGUAAAGUUUGGCUCAUUUAUAUUUUAAUAGAUGAUGUAAGUAAUAUAUUAAAAUAGUUAACUAAAAAAACUCACAUUUAAAUUCCCUCUAUUUGCUCCUAAACUUUAUCAUAGGCAGCCUGUGGAAUAAACAUUUACUAAACCAGGAAGUCACUGCUGAGCUUAGCCCAAAAGCGGUUCUGUGUUUCUGGGAGUUGGUUUUUGAUUGAUAGCUUUCUUAUGUAGAAAUAUAACAGCUAAACUGCAACUUGUACAAACCUAAUUUGUGCCAUUAUAUACAGCAGUAUUUUUGGGUCAAAAAAGGGAAAAUGUAGGGUGGAAAGGAAUGACUGAGAAAGUAUGGGCUUAUGGGGCAAAAAUAAUUAAUAUUGGGGACGAAGUCUGACCGCCAUGCGGAGUAGUCACAUUAACCCGGAGCUCUGAGUAUAAAAUAGAUAUUUACCCAUUUAUCCUACCUUUGUGCUGGCUAAAUGAGUUUCAUACUCACCCUUCAACUCAGCAGGGCCAGACUGGAAACAGAAAGCAGCCCUGGAAAAAAAAUAAUUCCAGCCCUCUAAUUCAUUUUGUCACAUAGUUUGCUUGUAUUGUUUAUAUGUAUGUGCUUUGGAAGAAAUUUGUCUUACCUGCAGCCCCUCGCUCCAGAUGAUCCAUGGGUGUUACAGUGCCGUAACAUCCACCCUCCCGGCCGCCCCUGUCCGUUGUGAUUGGCUCUGCUUGGGGACGAUUCUUUAAGCAGGGAAAUACUCAAUGCAGAUAUCAGCAUAUCGGCAUCAGUGUGUCAAUUUUAUAUUUUCAUCAAAUAUGUAUGUUAAAAGGAUGUUCCACAUUAAUAAAUCACACUAGUUCAAUGGCACACACACACACACACACUGACUACAGAAAGGCUCACUGACACACACAAGCUCACUACGGACAGGCUCACUGACACAAACAAGCUCACUACAGACAAGCUCACCGAUACACACAAACGCUCUCUGACCCAUGCGCUACAGACAAGCUUACUGCCGCACACAACUUCACUGAAAAACAUUCACUCAAGCACACUACGGACAAACUCAGUGACCAACACAAGCUAACUACAGACAAGCUCACGACACACACAACCUCUCUGACCCACACAAGCUCGCUAAUGAAAAACACAGAAGUGCUCUAACCCACACAAGCUCACAGAUACACAGAAGCUCUCUGACCCACAAAUACCAACACCAUUACCACAAUCAUAACAGAUGAUGCUGAUAGAAUAUCUGCAACCAAUUCUAGCCAAAUACUUGGUUAGCUGGAUUCUACAACCAAUACUCUACAACUAAUACCCAGAUUUUCUACAAAAACAACCUCCAGCAAUGUAUCUAUGGAAUGUAAAUUUCUACAGUCUUUUAAAGACUGUUUGAGAAUUUUGGGUUACUAAUUUAAGGAAAAAAUGCUCUACAAUGCCCACAUUUUAAUGGAGAAGGUGUUAUGGGAAAUAACCUUUUACCUACUUUCAGUGCAUAAUAUGUUUACGCCAUUUUGUCCCAGAUGAAAUACAAUAACAAUAAUGCAUAAACAAGCUUCAAGGCUAUGCUACGACUCUUUCAGUACUUUAUAUACUGCAGUAACACUAAAUAGAUAAAGAUCUUAUCUAUUUAAGAUUUAAGAGGCCUUGCAGUUCCUCUCCCCCUUUGGACCAGUGCGGGUUAUACCAGUCCACCACAGUGAUAUUUCUCACCUGGCUCCAGAUACAAGGGCCAGCAAGCUGAUAUUGAAAUGCUACUUUACUUACCUAAGAUGGCAGCUGCCUACACUGAGACAGCUCUAGUAUGCCCAGGUCCGGUACAAGGACUUUUGCUGCCCUAGGCAAAAAAAAAUUUGAUCCACCCACUCAUGCAGACUGACAAACACACACUGACCCCUGCAGACUGACGCACACACUGACCCAUGCAGACUGAAACACACACACUGAUGAAUGCAGACUGACGGACACACACACAUUGAUGAAUGCAGACUGACUCACGCACAAGCAGACUGACACAUACCCAUGCAGACUGACACACACACACAGUGAUGAAUGCAGACUGAUGCACACACACACACAUUGAUGACUGCAGACUGACUCACGCACACAAUAAACCAUGCAGACACACACAUACACACUGACUCAUGCAGACACACAUACUGGACACAUACACUGACACACACUGAUACAUGCAGACAUACACUUACCCAUACAGACACACACUGACCCAUACAGACACACUCUGAGUCAUGCAGACACACACUGACCCAUGCAGACACACACUAACCCAUACAGACACACACACUGACCCAAACAGACUGACAUACACAAACACAAAUACUUUGAAACAGGGCCGCCAUCAGGGGGUGACAACCAUGAUGGUUGUCAUGGGCCAGGCAGUUGCACCGGGGCCCGCACGCUGAUGGGGCCUAUCGGGUGGCCCACGCACUUAUGGCCACCCGAUGAUCCCUAUAUCUUCAGGGGCCCGGUCAGUGCUGUGGCCGCGUAAUAGUACGACCGGGCUCCUUUAAAAAAAAAAAACGCACCCACAGCAAGUGCUGCUGGGAGGAAAUGGUCACUUCUUCCCAGCUCACUCCGUGCGGGAGGAGCGCACGCCUGUGAAGAGGGAGCUGUGCCGACUCCCAUCAGCCUCAGCCACCCUCCUGCAAAAAAAGGUAAGAAACAGGAGGGUGGCUGAAAAAUGAGCUGUGUGUGUUUGUAUGUCUGUAUGUAUGUCAUUAUGUAUGUAUAUAUGUAUGUCAUUAUGAAUGUAUGUCUGUAUGUAUGUAUGUCUGUAUCUAUGUAUGCCAGUAUCAAUGUAUGUCUGUAUGUCAUUAUGUCUGUAUGCAUGUAUGUCUGUCAGUAUGUAUGUAUAUAUGUCUGUCUGUAUGUAUGUAUGCCAGUAGCAAUGUAUGUCUGUAGGUCAUUAUGUAUGUCUGUAUGUCAUUAUGAACGUAUGUCUGUGUGUAUGUGUGUAUGGAUGUCAGUAUGCAUGUAUGUCAGUAUGAAUGUAUGUAUGUCUGUAUGCCAUUAUGAAUGUAUGUCUGUGUAUGUAUGUAUGUGUCUGUGUAUGGAUGUCAGUGUUUGUAUGCAUGUAUGCAUGUAUGUAUGUAUGUCUGUUAGUAUGUCUGUAUGUCUGUAUGUCAUUAUGAAUGUAUGCAUGUAUGUCUGUAUGUCAUUAUGUAUGCCUGUAUGUCAGUAUGUCAGUAUGAAUGUGUGUCUGCAUGUCAUUAUGAACGUAUUUCUGUGUGUGUGUGUGUAUGGAUGUCAGUAUGCAUGUAUGUCAGUAUGUAUGACUGUAUGUAUGUAUGUCUGUCAGUAUGUCUGUAUAAAUGCAUGUAUGUCAGUAUGAAUGUAUGUAUGUAUGUAUGUAUGCCAUUAUGAAUGUAUGUCUGUGUAUGUAUGAAUGUGUGUAUGGAUGUCAGUGUCUGUAUGUCUGUAUGAAUGUAUGUAUGUAUGUCUGUCAGUAUGUCUGUAUGUAUGUAUGUAUAUAUAUAUAUAUAUAUAUAUAUAUGUAUGCCAGUAUGAAUGUAUAUAUAUAUAUCUGUAUGUCAUUAUGUAUGUAUGUGUGUGUGUAUGUCGGUGUCUGUAUGUAUGUCAGUGUGUAUGUAUGUAUGUAUGUGUCUGUAUGACCUCAUGCAUGUGUGUCUGUAUGUAUGUUAGUAUGUGUCUGUCUGUUACUAUGUAUGCCUGUGUGUCUGUAUAUGUGUGUAUGUCUCAGUAUGUGUGUGUCAGUAUGUAUGCCUAUAUGCGUGUAUGUCUGUUUCAGUAUGUGUGUCUGUUAGUAUGUAUCUGUGUGUGUAUCUGUGUCCUUUUGAAUCAGUGUGUGUGUUUGUGUCUGUGUGUGUAUUCCUGUGGGCGGGAUUGGAGACAGGCCCCAGGGGGCCCAGACCCUGAGCUGAGUUAGAGGCCACAAAAUUUCUGGUGGCGGCCCUGCUUUGAAACAUAGAUUGGGAUGUCCCAUUGACCCUCUUACCAUUGCAUAUAUGACUUUGCUUUUCAUGCUAACUGGCAAUUUCACUACACCUGGCUGGCUUCAUUCUGUCUCCGCCCCACCCCUGCUAUGCUCCCACCCACAAAGGGGUGGCAGUGAGAAAUUGAAUUGCCCUCACGCUGCUGCAGCAAUAGGAGUCUUUGGUGGGGUCAGGCUGAGGUGGAUGCUGCCAGGUCAGUGUUAUACCGGGUGCUAGUCUAAUCAUCUAAGGGCUCAAUAGCGCCCAAUAACAUGGCCGACAGCACGGUUUGUAUAAUUACUCCAACAUAGAGGGACGGCUAAGCGAGCAGAGCAGUAAAGCUCCUGCAGGCCCUGAGUGUGCCAUGCCGAUCCACUACAGCCCUGUGAUAGCCUGCUGGCCCGAUUUGUUCAGCUAUGUGUGGAGUUUUGACAGAGAUUGCAGGAGAAGAUGGAGGCUAGAGUCAGAAUAGAGGCAACACCACAGGUGUCUACCUCUCAUCGGCAUAGCAUUACCACGAAAGCUCUGAAGACGGACUUGAUUAGGCCCAUUUGGAAACAGAGCAGAAGGGUGAGACGUCCUACAUGUUUAAGGGGAAGUGGCGUGAAUCCAACCAUCCUAUAGAGCCACUGCAACAGUAGGAUCAGGAUACAAUGACUGGUAGCUCUUUCUAGGGGUAGCUCUUUCUAGGGGUAGCUCUAAAGCCCCUUCAGUCACUUACCUGAAUCCAUCGCCGAUGUCCCUCGGCACUGGGUUAGACUCCGCCCACGCUCCUUCCCUGCUGACAUCACUGACAGGGGAGACCUAAUGCACAUGUGUGCCAAUCACCAUGCUCACAUUAGGAUUUCCCCAUAGGAAAGAAUCAAUUCCCCUAUGGGGAUUCUGGUGAGUUCUAACGCAUAGCAUGAGGAGGUCCAGUGUCAUUUAAACAACCAAAAGUCAUCUAAGCACCUGGAAGUCCCUCAGAAACUGCAAUAAUUACCACUGGGGACAUGGGACAUUGCACCGAGACAACGCCAAUGAGCUGAAGUGGUCCGGGUGCCCAUACUGCCCUUUAAAUUAUGUCCUAUUUUGAUGCUAUCUGAGUGCUUACGCCUUCCAGGUUUUGAAAUUUUCUUUGUUUUCGAGUACCUACAUUGGACCUCUAAUCUUAAUGUCAGCCUCACUGUUAUAUGCUCUGUGUUUAGCGAGCCUGUACAGACGACAUUAAUUUAGUUACUGUGGUUCUAUACAUUGAUACUCUUGCAUCUACCUGGAUUUCACUACUUAAUAUCCAAGUAUUCAGUUAAAUACUAAGAUUUGUUUAAUUCUUGACUAUUGUUAUUUACAUAUGCCAUCCUUACGUUAUGCUAUGUCUGAUCUGACUGCACUUGUUUAUGCUGUUGCGGCAAUGCAGGCAUCGUUGUACCUUUCUGCACAGCAAAAAUAAAGAAUUUAAAAUAUAUAUUAUUAUUAUUAUUAAUAAUAAACAAAAUAUGAAGUACAAAGAAGAAAUUAAAAAAACUUUCAUGUACAUAUUGCAUCUAAUUAUGAUUGAAUGGCCCUUAAAUGAUACGUAGUGCGACAAUUAAGUUAAAGGCUUCCUAUUAAUUUGUUUAUAUGCUCUUGUUAAAAGUUUUGUCUGUCCUUUCUUAUAUCAACCCAGCCUCUUAACUGUAAUAUAGAAAUUAUGUUGAUGGAGAUAAAGGAUUAAGGAUCUGUUUUUAUUAUCCAUUGUGUUUUGGUUUCUUGGGAGGACACACGUUUAACCCCUAGUCCCCUUUAACAGAGAACCUAUUCUGCUUUACCACACAACCCAGACAUUUGCCAGAUACAAAAGAGUAUUACCAAAGAUUUACUCAAUGCAGCUAAAGCCCAAAAUCCAGUCUAUUGGAAUCAGCAAUGGCAGGCAAGAGGGGAAAAUAUAUGAAAUGGAGACUCUUAUAGCAGAAUAUAAAGGCAAUACUGAAAUAUGCUCUCAGAUGUGGCUACGAUGGCUAGAAUAUCCGUUACGGCAAUGGAAAAAUAUCUUGACACAUAUAUAGUUUCAACCACGUUUUAAGCUUUUAAAGCAUUACAAAACAUGUGUGACCUUAGACUGGUGGGGUAUUUGCCUUUGUAGGUGACUCCUUUAUUAACUUAUUUGCACCACCCCUUCUAAUAUAUAUAUAUAUAUAAUAUACCCCUUUCCCAGACCGUCUUAACAGCAUUAUAGCCCCCGCCUAUAUCUUUGAUAUUUAAAGAGUUAAAGGAUUCUGAGAUUAGGGAUGGAUUAUCUCAACUAAGUGAGGGUUUACCCUUCUUAUUGAAUAGAAUUUCUUCUAUUCUAAGCAGAAUAAACCCUUAUUCCAAAAGAAUCCAGCCUUAGGUGUGAGAUACAUCUGGCAUUACUAUUUAAAGAGAAAUACGUUUUCUGGGUUUUGGGUAACUAUUAAUGAUUUUUUUACCUUGGCUCCAAUGCAAAUUAAGAAACAUUUUUAAAUUUGUAUUCAGUGUAAUGCACAGCCUGGCAUUUAAUGCAAAUUCAUAUACUUACACAUGUGGUAUUUUACCAUGGGAAGCAGGUAACUAGUAAGCAUGGCCUCAAAUGAUAGCAGCACUGAUGUACUUGACAUGCAGCAGAGGUAAGUGUACUUCAAAACUACCUCUGCUGCAUGGCUCAGCUCAGAAAAUGCUCCAGUCUGGUGUAUUGUGGUAAGGUCAAAUGAAAGUCACUAACUUAAAGUUGACUGAAAACAGAAUUAAAGAUCAGCACUACGAUGGCGGCCUAGGCAUCGUCAAAACGUCUCUCGAGGUUUGCGGUUUUCUGCAUCCUGUCUAUGAAAUAAGGGACAUAUAACACAUCUACCAUUAUCUAAUUCAUGUCUCAGACCAGAGAAAACUUUUUUGGAUCUGCCCAGUUCUUGUCACAGAAUUGCAGAUUCUUGAUCGACAAUUACUUUGAUAUGGUUUGAUAUAGUGUAGAGAGAUUACCUUGGGUCACUAGUAAAAGUUGUGAGUGUUCCUUCAUAUUUAUUUAUAACAUAUGGCUUUGUAUUAACUCUAAUGCAUUUUAAUGUUUGUGUUUUGAUAGGUGUCAGCCGAACUGUGCUAAAAUAUGGAUACAUUUGGCUCAUCAUAUUGUUGGCAGGGGUAACCAGUGUUGUCCCUUCACUUAUUGCCAGUUUUGUGACCAAGCACAUUUGCCCUAACCAAGUGAACCAUGUAAGUGUGAAGAACAUACUGUAUAUAUCAUUCCAAGUUGAUACAUUUUGAGGAAAGCGGAUAGUAGGUAAAGGUACUCUCCAUACUUGUAGUUGAUAGUAGAGAUAGUAUCUCUCCAUACUUGUAAUUAAGUAACCCUUUUAUUUGAGUAAGAAGCUUUUUUUCAAGUGCUUUGCCGAAACCAGUGCUCAAUCUGGACCCCACGGCCACUUGAUCAUUAGUUGAACUGAUAACACAGAAUCUAUACAUUCGUAUUGUCAAGUGCAAAGGAGUACAACCUGACAAAGAUAGGCUGAGGAAUUUGGGCCAACUCUCCCCUUGCCCCCCUUCCCGCACUCACAGCCUAUCAUUGCUUUCCAAGUGCACUUGAUAAUCCAAAAAUGGUUAUGCCUUAUUGGUAUGGCUGCAGAGGAUAAACUAUGAGUGCCAGGGACAGCCCUGUUGUUUGGUCAAAAUUCUUCAACACGGUUUGACAAAUAUGGUGGUACCCAUUAACUUAAAGCAUUGUAGCAACUGCAAUAAGCUGGGGUGUUUAAAGUGCUAAGAGCGCCCAUUUAAUCUUGCAGGUAAUCCUUUAACACAGUUUGUGCAUUAUUCUACUAUUUUUAAAUAUGUUUAAAACGUGUUUCCAUAAAAGUCAUAUACAAUUUAUCUAUCUCUAAAAUGCUUAAAGGAACACUCCAAGUACCUAGAGCACUUUAGUUUGCUGAAGUACUUUGUGUGAAUAGUGCGUCCUUUUUUUUUUUCAAAAAGAAAAAAAAGAUUUCAAUGGACAUUUGUACUUUUAUAAAUUAAUCUUGAACUCAAGAGGCAGCAAUUGUCGAGGGCCACCUGCCUCGCAAAGACUUCUCAGUGAAUUUUAUUGGGAAUUCUGCGAUUGGACAGCUACAGAAGCUAUGUGCUCGGGAAAGGGGGAGGGCUUGCCAAUGCUGCAUACAGCAGAUCUGCAGCUUUUGCAAGCUGCUUUUAGAAUUACUACCAAUGAAAAAAAUGCAGCAGUAAAUGCAUGCAUGUUUUCGUUGGCUGUUAUACCUACUAAAUUGUUUUUUGUUUUGUUUUUUAAAAAACAAUUCCAUUAGAGUGUUUCUUUAAAUUUUGUCUCCAGGACAUAACACCAUUCUUUUCCUUCUGCAGCGGGAUUUCUACAAAGCUCGGCAAAAAAGUGAAGUAAAUACUGUCGCAAUGACAACACCUUUUAAUCGUGGAAGUUUGCGCCGCAGGUCAAGCUAUGCUUUUUCACACAAAGAAGGUUAUGCUGACCUUAUUACAACAGGGACAAGUCUGCGAAGGACUAAAGCGAGGGAGUCUGUUGCAUCAGCAUUAAGCACCACAAAAACAGAGCUUCCCAACUCUUUGGAUUAUAACUAAUAUUAUAUACAUCCAUUAAAUAGAACUACUUUGUACCAAUGGCCUAUUGUUAUACUCUGACUCAAAAAUGUAUACAGAGUCUUAAAAUUGUGAAGAUACAAGUACUCUUUUGAAAAGUCGACCUUUAAAAUAAUUAAUAUCAAAUUGCUUGUUAAUAUCAAAUUGCUAAUUAUCUUCAAACCACUGUCUUCAAAUGUACAUGGUAUAGGUGUGAAGGGAAAAUGGGCUUGAGAUAGUACUCAUACAAACAAAAAGGCAUCCAACAGAAUUUUAGUGAUUAAAAAAUAAUUUAUUGAACAUAAAUUGCAAAAACAUACAACACACUGAAAAAGAGAUGAACACGUAAGAUGCAUUUAUUUAUCAAAAAUGCAACAGUGAGAGUCAGUCUGGAGCAUGAUGCAGUCCUUAGACAUUGCCCCCUACAGGAAGGUCAUGGAACCUCACACUAGACAAAGAACACAGUAUGGUUUGGGUUAAAGUGCCAAAUACGGAGGACAUUUCUACUAUAAAUAGCUCAAACAAUAUAAUUAUAACACACAGAAACAAAGCUUUAGGCAAUAUUUGUUUUUGCAGAAGGGAAUGCAUGGGGUUUGCGAUUGUCACCCAAAAAAAAUAAAAAUUCUAAUUUUGUCAUUAUUGGUUAGUAACGCACAUCAGUUAAUCAAUUAAAACGCUUUAGUUGUUCAGUGGAGGUGUAGUUGAAGAUGGCAAAGAAUAUGCAGAAUAUUUUAGUGGAGAGACAUCUCUUUCUACAUAGGCCUCAAUUAAGAUUUUGAAAUGAUUUGAUCUUUUGGGAUAAACUUUUCAAAUUAAUUAUCUACAAAAAUCCCUAUAGACUUAAAUGGUGACUUCUGUAGUUAAAUCAUUUGAAAGGUUUAUCCAAAAGUAUUAAAUCAUUUGGAAAUCUUAUUCAAAAAUCUUAAAUCAAGGACAUAGUCCUUUCUGUUUUUCUGCAGACUUUUAGUUUCAAACUGAGAAAAAUAUUCAACAGAAGAACAUGGAAGCGAAGAUACAGUAAAUCAAUCAUUAAUUUUAUCUCUAACGUUCAAUACACUACGUAUACACUAGUACAAAGUACUAGAUGGUAGUUCUACAAUUAAAGUUGCUUAUGAAUUUCAGAGAUUUUUGUCUACUGUAAUAAUUACUGUGACAACAGUUAUUAAAUUGCUUUAGCUUUAGAGAACUGUUAUUUUUAUAUUAUGUAAUAUAAAAUUUUGCAUGUUUUAAGUCUCUGUGUGUAUUAUUUAGCAAAGCAUACAUAUACGUAAAUACCUACUUUCAGUGCAUCUCUUGGCCUACACAUAUUGGAUGGGUGCACUUAAAAACCUCUUUGGUCAGAAACGCAGCUUAUUUGACCAAAAACCUCGACGAUAAUAAGAUAAUCAAGAGCUAGUGUGUGUUCACAAAUCCCUGAAAUCCCGAACAAGCACAGGGUAUCUCAAAAAUGCAAUUGACAGAUAAAUGGCCUUUUUAAUCAAAUAACGCUAAACAUUGCUAUUCAAGAGCAUGGGUAAGCCAGGAGAUGCUCUAAAAGGUAUACACAUAUCAUAUAUAUAUCAUGUGAUAAUGCCCACAAAGGUUAUAUUACAUGCAAUAUUUUGUUUCCAUUAAAAUCAUGACCGUUUUCCUCUAACCAAAUUCUGUAGAUCCCCAUACCACACCACAGGUAUGAUUAGAAUAAAGUUAGCUCGCAAGGUUACAUGUCACGCAGGAACGGAGAAAUAAAAAAUACAAAACAAAUGUUACAAGGAAGCCUCAUUGAUGGGUGUCUUAAAUGAGACGCGUAUUGUGGUACCUGAAGUGCUUACAAUAUGCUAUAAAUUGGAGGAUUCUGAUUGCAUGAAAUACAUUUAGAUUUUAAUUCUCAACCUAUGGCCCACUAGCCAUUCUAUACCUUAAUAAAAUGUCUUUAUAAUUGGGGUUACCACUUAUACAUAUUGAUGGGCGGUACAUGAAAAGGGUUGCCAUCUAGUAUAUAAAAAUCAAGAGAAGGUGUAUAAGAUUAAAUAAUUAGGUAACGAAUAAUCUUUCAGAAUAUGCGUCAUACAUACUGCAGGGCAGCCCUUUUCAUGCGUGUUCAAAAGUAUUACAAAAUUAUGUGUGACCCUGAAAACAUGGUGGAUAUGGUAAGCCCAUUCAUAAUACAGAUUAUAUUAGUCUCCUCUUUCUCGGUAUCCCAUGAUAUGUUGCUGUUAUCCUUCUUGUUAACCCCUCAUGGACACAUGACGGAAAUAUUCCGUCAUUAUUCCCUUUUAUUUAUGAAGUUGUGUCCUUAAGGGGUUAAAAGAUAGAUAAGUAAAAAAAACUCAAAUUCCACAACCUGAAUACUUUCUCAAACCAUGUAGAAUCUGGCCUAUCUUUCAUUUCUCAAAUAUUUAACAUACAGAGAAAAUUUAAAUAAACAGGUUUUUCAUUAUCCAAAAUAAACUAGAAUUAGCUUGGGGGCAUUGCAUCUCAACGUUAAAAAUGGUGUUGCUUAUAGACUAUCUAAACCUUUUGUGACAAUAUCGCUUCAGUGGUAAUGGUCAAUCACCAUACAAAGACAAAAAAAUAAACACAAAGUCUUAAUAAAUUGAUGAUGUCAAUAGUAAAAGCAUGCAUAUCGAGGCAUGACAAAACUUUGGCUCUCUGGGCAUACGAAAAUUAGAGAUGGAAAAGCAUUAUCUGUUUUGUAUAUUGCUUGGUGAGUUAAUAACAAUUUUGUCUUGCAUAUGGCCUCAGUCAAUAUUGUUCAAUGUUUUUUUUUUUGGCAUUGAUGUCUAAGAUAACGGCUUAUACUUGUUUUCUCCUUGGUUGGACAUUACAGAUUUCACAAGAUACCAUGUGAGCUUGUGCGUACACAUGCUACGAAUAAAGUUGCCACACAAACUCUUUACUGAAAGACUCUUGUUAAAGUAUGUACCUCAGAGGUGACACUUUUACCCAGUGUAUGCAUUUUUUUAAUAAGUUGCCUCAUUAAACCCUAGCUAAGGGUUGAAUAUAUUAAACAUAUUUUUGGAUAUCCUUCAUUUCACUAGCAGCAGGAAUCUGCUAUUGUGUUGUUUUGUUGUUAUUUUUUCCUUUUACUUGACCAGUAGAGAAUUUCGACUCUGCUAGUACGCCACUGCUUUAUACAUCUAUAAAUGGCAUGAUUUCUGUGAAAACUCCUGUUAUAUUUGGAGUUUAGAACACAGAAGUUUGUGCACCGGGCAGCUGUGGAGAUAUCGCUAAACUGUAUUUCUUGCGAUGCAGAGAGGCCCAAGUGGUUUCCAAGCAUUAAAGAAUUGCUGCUUAGCAAGUACGGAUGGGUGUCUCUUUUGACCGUGAGUUAUGGCUAUAAUUUACUUUAAGUAUCUUUUAUGGAUGCGAUAACUACUUUGGUUCUGGUAAAUAUGUGAGAACGUAUAUGUAAAGAUUAUUAAAUAUUUGCUACAACUUCCAAAUGUGUAACAAAGGCUGUAAGUAGUAUACUAAACUCCCAACACAAAAAUGGAGGGCCGUUUGUUAGGGAAAUAUAUAUUUAAUAUUUUCAUUUGCACUUUAAUUAAAUUGACUUUAAUUAAAUUGACUUUAUUAGAACUGUAAUUUUUGAUACUUCAAUUCUACAUUUCUU